Molecule: messenger RNA, 51304 nt
Organism: Metopolophium dirhodum (rose-grain aphid)
Lineage: Eukaryota; Metazoa; Arthropoda; Insecta; Hemiptera; Aphididae
Gene: dpy
Exons: 161
Coding region: 352-50019 (16555 amino acids)
Molecular function (GO): calcium ion binding
Source: RefSeq, a predicted model, not a curated record
CCCGCGAGUUCCACAUUACCGGCGGUAGUGGACAUCGGGUUUUAUUCUCCCGAUAUUUAACACGCUCUGCGUGUUUGUUCGUUAGUUCGUUUGUUUUUUUUUCUAAUAAUUUUUAAAAAUAAUACACUAACAAAAUUUAAAAGAAAAAAAUAUUUAAUAAAUAUAAUCAUAGUUUUUAAAUCACUUAAAUUUUUUAACUAAUUUUUUUUUCUAAAACCGUAUUGUGUAGUGCUACGAGUAAAAGUGAUACGUUAUAUUAAUAUAACUACAAUCGUUUAUAUAUAUUUUGUGUUCGCGUUUAUUCGCACUGUGUGAUACAAUAUCAUGUACAUCGAACACACGUGACAGAAAAUGCCAAAUUACGUGAAAAUGAAAUGCAUCCUGCCUGCAGUGUUAUGGCUGUGGCAACUCCUAAGUUUGGUAAAUGCUCAAGGCGGAAUUGGAUUUGGAAUAAAAAGAGAGAUAUUCUUUUUGAACUUGGAAGACGGAUACUUUGGAUGUCAAGUGAACGAGUCUACGACGGUAUUGCAGUUGUAUGAGCUUUCCAGGCUAUGCGAUGGCAAACAAGACUGUUACAAAGGGUCCGAUGAACUGAGACGAGAACUCAAGUGCACGAACGACUGCGAGGCUAAAGAAGGAACGCCCUGUCAGAACGGCGCGUGUCUCGACUCCCUUUGCCAUUGUAACGACGGAUACGGUGGAUGUUCGUGUCAAGUGCCAGACGAGAACGAAUGCAAGUACAGGCCGUGCGACGUGUUCGCCCACUGCACCAACUCGCUGGGCAGCUUCACGUGUUCCUGUUUUCCAGGAUACGUCGGCGACGGGUUUCACUGCCAAGAUAUCAACGAAUGCGAGGAUCCAGCCAUCGCUAGUAGAUGCGUACAGAACGCCGAAUGCUGUAACUUGCCGUCUCAUUUCUUGUGCAAAUGCAAGCCCGGAUACGUCGGCGACGGCGAAGUCGAGUGCAAAGACAUCGACGAGUGUUUGAGACCGGACGCUUGCGGCAACAACGCGAUUUGCAGGAACACGCCAGGAAACUACACGUGCGACUGUCAACCAGGAUUUGUGGGCAACCCGUACGACGGGUGUGUGGACGUAAACGAGUGUAGUUUGCCGAACGUUUGCGGUCCCGGUUCUCUGUGCACAAACUUUCCAGGCGGACACCACUGUGAAUGUCCGGAAGGGUACACGGGCGAUGCGUAUGGCGCCGGAUGUCACGACGUGGACGAAUGUUCGCGGUCGCCCUGCGGCAAAGACGCGCAGUGCCACAACAACGAAGGCAGUUUCCGGUGUUCCUGUCCUCCGGGAUUCGUGGGCGACCCGUUCCACUCUUGUAAAGACGUGGACGAGUGCGAGUCUUCUCCGUGCGGCCCCAACGCCGUGUGCGCGAACGCGGCCGGCAACUACACGUGCUCCUGCGCGACCGGAUAUGCCGCGUCCGCGGAGGAAAUGAGAGCCGGAAGUGGAUGCGCGGACGUCAACGAGUGCGUGGCGCCAUCCAGCCCGUGCGGGAUCAACGCCAAAUGCACGAACGUCCCCGGAUCGUACACCUGCCAGUGUCCGCCCGGGUUCACCGGGUCCGCGAUAGAUCACUGCCAAAACGUCAACGAAUGCGAGCAUGCGUCGUGCGGUAACAAUACUAUUUGCACGGAUACCGUCGGAAGUUUCGUCUGUUCGUGUAAAGAAGACUACACAGGCGACCCAUUGAAAGGAUGUCAUGAUAUCAACGAAUGCGAAAUCUUUAGCAAGCCAUGUGGUCCUAACGCGGUCUGUGAGAAUACCAGCCCCGGAUUUAAUUGUCUUUGUCCACAAGGAUAUUCUGGCAAACCGGACCCAAAAGUGGCCUGCGAACAAGUCGACGUGACAGUUUUAUGUAAAUCCAACUUCGAUUGUACCACUAAUGCUGAGUGCACCGAAGGUCAAUGUUUUUGUAAGAACGGGUUCGACGCCAAAGGAUCAGUGUGUGUAGACAUUGACGAAUGUCUUGCUCAACCAUGUGGACCAUAUUCGAUGUGUUCAAACACCCCCGGCGGAUUCCAUUGUCAAUGUCAAACAGGUUACGUGGGUGCCCCACCGAGAAUUCAGUGCAAAGCUCCUUGUGAAGACGUCAAAUGUGGAACACACGCCUUUUGCAAACCUAACGGUCAAGAAGCGUACUGUAUAUGUGAAGAGGGGUGGACAUAUAACCCAAAUGAUUUAUCUUUAGGAUGUGUUGAUAUCGAUGAAUGUGACAAAGUCAAUGGACCGUUUGGACGGUGCGGAGGAAAUACGUUAUGUACAAAUACACCGGGAAGUUUUGGGUGUCAAUGUAAACCUGGAUUUACUGGAAAUGCCUUCAAACAGUGCACUGAUAUAAACGAAUGUACUGACACCAACAGUUGUGGAAAAGAUGCUCUAUGUAUUAAUUUACCUGGGUCGUUUGAUUGCGUUUGUCCCGGAGGUUCCAUACCCGAACCAGAUCCGUUUAUUAAGUGUACCAAAGCUAUAAACUGCACGACUGAUAACCAAUGUCCAGGAAAUUCUGUUUGCAGUAAUCAAAAGCGUUGUUUCUGUCCCGAGCCAAACGUCGGUGACGAUUGUAGACACCCAUGUGAAGAUGUGCAAUGUGGUCCCAAUUCUGAGUGUAUGUUACUCAACAAGGAUGCUCAGUGUCUAUGUUCAGCUGGAUACACAGGAAAUUCAAACACAGGAUGUACAGAUAUUGACGAAUGCAAGGGUAAUCCUUGUGGCCCAGGAGCAGUGUGUAACAACGAACCGGGAUCGUUUUCUUGUCAAUGUCCCGGUGGAAUAAGUGGAGACCCGUUCAGAGAAGGAUGUUCUCAAGCGAAAAGUCCUACACAAUGUAGUGCGAAGUCUCCUUGUCCGGGAUCUGAGAUAUGUGUUCAAGAUGAAUUUGUUGGUGAGAGUGUUUGUAUAUGUCAAAGAGGUUACAUGAGGGACCCAAAAACAGGCAAAUGCAGAGACGCCAACGAAUGUACGGAACUUAGAGACAAACCUGCCUGUGGAGUUAAUGCCGUAUGUAAGAAUCUUCCUGGCAGUUAUGAGUGCCAGUGUCCUCCAGGCUUCAACGGGAACCCUUUUUCAAGCUGUGAAGAAUGCAAUUCAUUAGAAUGUCAAUGUAGACCACCGUAUCAAAUUGUUAACGGGGAAUGCACAUUGGCCGGUUGUAAUAAAGGAAAAUGUCCAGCCGGCGCUGAAUGCAUGUCUAUUGCUGGCGGAGUAAGCUAUUGUGCUUGUCCAAAAGGAUAUAGACCUAGAGAAGAUGGAUCAUGUUAUGAUGUUGACGAAUGUGAAGAAAAAAUACAUUCAUGUGGAUACGGUGCAGAAUGUAUUAAUAAACCCGGCACACAUGAAUGUUUAUGCCCCGAUGGUUAUAGUGGAGAUCCACACCAUGGAUGUUCUCGUAGUCAAAAGAAAUGUAUAAAAGACUCAGAUUGCUUAUUAAACGAAAAUUGUAUUCAACCAGGAGUUUGCGUUUGUCCCGUACCAUACUAUACCGAUGUUCUCGACAAUAAUCGUUGUAAAAGUCCUUGUGAUCGAUUUCCAUGUGGCGUGAAUGCACAAUGUACGCCAAGUGAUCCUCCAAAAUGCUUGUGUCUACCUGGAUAUAAAGGAGAUCCUUUGCAUGGUUGUGAGGAUGUCGACGAAUGUAAAGAUAAUCCGUGUGCCCUAGGAUCACAAUGCAUAAAUGAAAAAGGCCAUUACAAAUGUAUUUGUCCACUCGGUACAAACGGUGAUCCUUAUUCUGUUGGAUGUUUAGGAAAAGAAGCACCAGAGUCUGAAUGUUCAACGGACGACGAAUGCGUCGCUCAAUUAGCAUGUGUCAAAGGAACUUGUACAAACCCUUGUAGUCUUUUACCUUGUGGUCAAAAUGCUUACUGUGAAUCUGAAAAACAUGCUGCAUGGUGUAGAUGUAGUGCUGGUUAUGUAGAAUCUAUAUUUGGUGAAUGUGUGUCACCGUGUGACGGAUAUAUUUGUGGCCACGGUGCACAAUGUAUAGUGUCGGCACAAGGACCUACAUGCAAAUGUUUAGAAGGUUCUAUUGGGAAUCCAUUUGCUGGAGGCUCUUGUGAGCCUGAUGCUUGUUCAAGCACCAGCCUUUGUGUCGCACCUAACAUUUGCGUUGCUGGACGAUGCAAAGAGAAAUGUCAAGAUCAUUUCUGUGGUAUUGGGGCUAGUUGUAACCACGAAACUAACGAUUGUGUUUGUAAUCCAUUGUUCAUUGGGGAUCCAAAUUACUUGUGCAUGCCUCCUAUCACAAUGCCUUCGUGUUAUCCUGGAUGUGGAAUCAAUGCACAUUGUGAAUACGAUGUGUUGAACGAAAAUAAAUGUGUUUGCAAUUCUGGAUUCAUUGGAAAUCCAUAUCAUGAAUGUGAUUCUCAAUCUAAAAAAUCUUGUUCAAAUUUGACAUGUGGAACUGGUGCAUUGUGUAAAGAAAAACUAAAUUCUAUUGAAUGUAACUGUCCAUCAGGAUUUAAAGGAAAUCCCUAUGUCCAGUGUGUCGAUAUUGACGAAUGUUUGAUUUCGGCUUGCGGUAACAAUGCGGUUUGUAUCAACACAAUUGGAAGUUAUGAUUGUAGAUGCAUUGAAGGUUAUGUGGGAAAUCCAUUUUUAGAAUGUUCAGCUAAGACACCACAAAUUUGCCACGACCCAUUAACUUGUCAAUGUUCAAAAAAUGUCCCAUGCCCAAUCGGAUAUGCUUGUAAACAUGGCAAAUGUGAAAACCAAUGUGAUAAUAUCAAGUGUGGUGUUAGAGCAGGAUGUGUAUUUGGGAAAUGUGUAUGCCCACCAGGGUUGAUUGGCGAUCCUAAUAAUUUUAAAACCGGGUGUAAAGCUCAAGGCCAAUGUACAAACGAUGGCGAUUGCAAAGAUACAGAAAUAUGUUUCCAUAUAAAUAAAGAAGCAAGGAAAUGUGUUGAUGGCUGUAGUAAAUUACAGUGUGGACCCAAUGCAGUUUGUGUAACAGAAGGUCAUCGAUCGUCGUGCAUUUGUACUGAAGGAUAUUUUGGAAAUCCUGGAGACUUAUACCUAGGUUGUAAACUUGAAAGGGUGGCACCUAAAGGAGAAUGUAGAACAGACAAAGACUGCAAUUCGACCAGCAAAGUAUGUUCCAUAAUAUCAGAUGGGAUAUCUUCUUGUGUUAGUGCAUGUACUCGAGUAGCAUGUGGGCCAGAUGAGAUUUGUUUAUUGGAAAAAAAUGGCGCACCCGUUUGUUCAUGUCGUCCGGAGUUUGUAUGGAAUCCAGUUAUAUCCAAGUGUGAACAGCCUUCGUUGCCCGACUGCUCAGUCGACGUUGAUUGUAAAGAUAAUGAAUCAUGUAAACCAGAUGCUUUGGGAGUGUUAAAAUGCAUAUCAGUAUGUAUUGAACUAACGUGCCCAUUCAAUUCAAUAUGUGUAGCUAGUAAUCAUGAAGGUAGCUGUCAAUGUAUGCCAGGGUAUGUUGGAAACACAAAUGACCGAAAUGGUUGUCACCCUGCAAAGAAAAAUAGUUGCCAACAAGACGUUGAAUGUUUACCGACCGAAGCUUGCUUGGAAGAUCCAGCAAACAAAUUAAAAUCAUGCAAACCAGUGUGUGAUCAUACUGUAUGUGGCCUAAAUUCUAUUUGCGUAGCAAAUAAUCAUGUAGCUCAAUGCCAAUGUCCUCCUGGUACAUUUACUGGUGACCCUUAUGACUCAAAUGGUUGCCAAGAAGUUUCAUGUGUAUAUAAUGACGAUUGUCCACAAACACAAGUUUGCAACAGACAAUCACAUUCGUGUAUGAAUGUAUGUGACAAAGAUACAUGCGGGACUAACUCAGUGUGUCUCGCUGAUGGACAUAAGUCAGUAUGCCAAUGCCCACCUGGUUUUAAACCUAAUCCUAUUCCUGAAAUAUCUUGUGAAGCCACUGAAGUAUGUGAUGCAUCUACGUGUCAUUUUACUGCCAUAUGUGAAUCUAAUCCUAAUUCAGGAUACAUAUGUAAAUGUCCACCUGGCCAUAUUGGAGAUGCUUAUACGGAAGGAUGUAGAGAGGAAGGAUUAUGUCCAAAUGGAAAUAUCGAUUGUCCGUUGUUAAGUGUCUGCCAAUCAGGUAGAUGUGUGAAUCCGUGUGAAAAAUCUUGUGGAAUAAAUACAAUAUGCAAUAUCAUUGAAAGAAAACCCAUAUGUUCGUGUCCCGAUAAUUUUGAGCCUAUUCAUGGUGAACCAAAAAUUGGAUGUGUCAGAUCAGUUACUAAGUGCUUUAACGAUUUAGAAUGCAAAGGUGGUGUUUGUUCCAAUGGAGAGUGCAAAGUGGUUUGCCGAAACAUUGAUGACUGCUCUUCCGGUGAAAGAUGUGUACAAAACAAAUGCGAAAUUCCGUGCGCUGGACAUUCUCAAUGUAUGGCACCACAAGCGUGUAUAAAUGGAGUUUGUACAAUUGGAUGUCGAAGUAAUAAGGAUUGUUUAAGCAAUGAGUCGUGCAUAAAUGCAAAAUGUCAAAAUCCAUGUAAACGUGAUGGUGUGUGUGGAAUAAAUUCAAAAUGCAGUGCUAUUGAUCAUAACGUUAUUUGCACCUGUAACAAAGGAUUCCAACCAAAUCCGGUUCCAGAAGAGUCAUGUGUGCGAUCGAACAGUAUAUGCCAUAAUAAUUUCCAAUGUGGAUUAGGCCAAGAGUGCAGUGGAAACAUAUGCAAGGUUGUAUGCUUGAGUGGAAUGGAUUGUGCCGAAGGAGAACGGUGUUCAAGUAACAAAUGUGAAAAAGUUUGUUUUACUGCGAGUAAUUGUUUGACUGGAGAAGUUUGUGUGGAAGGAAUCUGCAGACAAGGGUGUUCUUUAGAUUCAGAUUGUGAUGUUAGUCAAAUAUGUAUUGGCAACAAGUGCAGAUGUGGUAGUGGUUAUGAAAGCUCACCCACUGGUUGUAAGGAUGUCGAUGAAUGUACGCAAAAUCCAUGCCAUCCAAGUGCUAAAUGCUUGAAUACUCCAGGAUCUUUUCAAUGUUCAUGUUCUGGUGGUAAAGUAGGAGAUCCUUACACUGAACCUGGUUGUAAUAAACCAAAUGAGUGUAAAAAUCAUGAAAACUGUGCUUCAAAUUUGGCUUGCGUAAAAGGAAAAUGCACAGAACUCUGUAAAGAUGCAUGUGGAAAUAAUGCAUUAUGUAAUAUGGUUGAGCAUGUGCCAGCAUGUACUUGUCCAUCAGGAUAUUUAGGAGAUGCUUUUGAUAAAAAUGUUGGAUGCUUCAAAGUUGAGUGUCUGGCAAAUGAAGAUUGUCCAAAUGACAAAAUGUGUCAAACCAAUAACAACAAAUGUACAAGCCCAUGUGAUUUAUUAAAUUGUGGUCAUGGAAAUUGUAAGGCGAACAAACAUAAAGGCAUAUGUACUUGUUAUAAUGGAUAUGAAUUAAAAAAUAAUAAAUGUCAAGAUGUUGACGAAUGCAAGCAAAGCCCAUGUCAUAAGACAGCAAGAUGCGAAAAUACACCUGGAUCAUUUACGUGUGUCUGUCCUGACGGACUGUUGGGCAAUCCAAAUGCCGAAGGAUGUCACUAUCCAAACAGCUGUACUGCUAACAACGAUUGUCCAGAAAGUGCAAUUUGUCACCAAAAUCAAUGCAAGAAUCCAUGUGAAGAUAACAAAGUAUGUGGUCGUAAUGCAGUUUGUUCAGUUCAGCGUCAUGAAAUCCAAUGUCAAUGUCCUUUAAAAACACAGGGUGAUCCAAAGGUGGAGUGCUUGAAUAUUGAAUGUUCAAACAACAAUGAUUGUACUUCAGGAAAAGCUUGCGUAAAUUCCAAAUGUGUGAAUCCGUGUUCUGUACCAAAAGUUUGUGGAGAUAAUACAGAUUGUAGUAUACAGAAUGAUGCUGCUAUGUGUAACUGUAAAGCCGGGUACACAGGUGACCCUCAUUUGGGAUGUACGUCAAUAUUAUACUGUGCAUCUAAUAGUCAAUGUCCCACUACAACUAAAUGUAAUAAUGGGAUAUGUACAGUGGAAUGUAACUUGGCGAGAGAUUGUGUAGGAAAUGAGCUUUGUAUCGGAAAUAUAUGUCAACCAACCUGUCACGGUAAUACUAGUUGUCCAGAAUUUCAAUAUUGUCAAAAUAAUAUCUGUGUUCAAGAGUUGCGUUGCUUUACGAAUAAUAAUUGUGAAAAUACACAAAUUUGUAAGACAAAUACAAUUGGACAGACCCAGUGUAUUGACGUAUGUGAAGAAGUGAUUUGUGGAAGGCAUGCUGAGUGCUCAGCGGUUGACCAUCAACCAGUAUGUAAUUGUGAGCCUGGUUACCAUGGAAAUCCACAUAUUGGUUGCCACAAAAUUGAAUGCUACGAAAACGAAGACUGUACAAAUGAUAAAAUAUGUGAAGAUCACAUGUGUAAAAUAUCAUGUCUUGCAAACAACCCAUGUGGACCAAAUGCUUUGUGCUCCGCGGAAAAUCACCAACAAGUUUGUUAUUGUCAACCAGGAUAUACAGGAGAUCCGUAUUUCGGUUGUGAUGUAUUGGAUUUGUGUGAAGCAGCUCCCUGUGGACCAGGAGCUAGGUGUGAUAACUCUAGGGGUUCCUUCAAAUGUCUCUGUCCACUUGGAACUGUAGGAGAUCCGUACAAAGAUGGUUGCCAUUCACCAGUUGAAUGUCAAAUAGACGAAGACUGCCCACCAGCAGCACACUGUGUUCAAACUAAUGGUAUUCCCAAGUGUCAAGACAAUUGUGAAAAAGUCAAAUGUGGUCCGAAUGCUGAGUGUGGAACAUCAGCACAUUAUGGAUCCUGCAUAUGUCACCCAGGAUAUCAAGGAGAUCCAAAUGAUUUAAAUGUUGGAUGUAGACCAAGGGCUGUAGCGUGCACUUCUAAUCAACAAUGUCCGAGUAAUACAUACUGUUACAAUGGGGCUUGUAAAUCAUCCUGUCAAUCGGAUGCAGAAUGUGGUCUUUCUGAGCAAUGUUUACAAGGCCAGUGUAAUAAUCCAUGUGAACGACAAGGCUCAUGUGGGUUAAAUUCCCAUUGUAAUGUAAUCAAUCACGUUAAACACUGUUCAUGUCCAGCUGGAUUUACUGGUGGCAGUGAAAUUGAAUGCGUUCGAAUUCCUGUUGCUUGUGAAAUAAAUGAAAAUUGUUAUCCAAAUAGUACAUGCCAUCAAUCUGUUUGUCAACCUGAUUGUCAAGCCGACAACCAUUGUGCAUUAAAUGAAAAAUGUUUUAAAAAUCAUUGUGCAUUAACUUGCAGAGUAGAUAACGACUGCUUUUUAGGACAUAUAUGUCUGAACAAUAUGUGUUUAUUUGGAUGCAAGUCCAACGAAGAUUGCGCUUCCGUUGAGUCUUGCAGAGAUAAUGUGUGCACAAAUCCAUGUGUGGCGAUGCCCUGUGGACCCAAUGCCAUCUGUACGGUUGCUAACCAAAGGGCCAUGUGCUCUUGUCGAGUUGGAUUUGUCCCCAAUCCAACAGCUAAAGUUGCAUGUAUAAGAACACCUGCUGAGCCAUGUAACGAAAAUCAAGAAUGUCCGGCGGGUUACUCAUGUAAUGAUAAUUCCUGUCAACCCGUGUGUUCUUCUGACGCCAGUUGUCACGGAAAUGAGAAAUGCGAUAUGUCAGUGUCUAUAUGUAAACCGUUGUGCCGGAAGGACGACGAUUGUCGAAGUGGGGAAAUUUGUAAUGGAUUAGUGUGCAACGUUGGCUGUAGAAGUGACACCGACUGUCCACAUGACAGAUCUUGCAUUAACAACAAGUGCAGAGAUAUGUGUGAAUCCCCGACUGCAUGUGGUGUGAACGCAUUAUGUUCAAUUUCAAACCACCAAAAACAAUGUAGCUGCCCUUUACUACUCGAAGGUGAUCCUCUGUUCGCUUGUAGAUAUCCGAUGAUAAGCUGCAAAGGAAACAGUGAUUGUAGUUCAGGCCAAACUUGCUAUACAUCUACUUGUCAAGCAGUGUGCCGAACGGACUUGGAGUGCUUAUCUGAUGAACGGUGUCAUAACGGAAUUUGCAAGGCAGUGUGUAAUUCAGACUCUAAAUGUAGUCCUAAUCAGAUAUGCGAAAACCGUUUGUGUGUUGGAGGUUGUCACAGCGAUACUUCAUGUCCCGAUGAUCAAGCGUGUAUCGACAAACAAUGUAGAGCUCCUUGUGACGGCGCUACUACUUGUGGCCCGUGUGCCGAAUGUAAAGUCAUUAAUCACGGAGUGCAGUGUAGUUGUAUGGCUGGGUUUAACGGAAACCCAUUAAUCGGAUGCGCCAAGUCUAUUUUAAAAUGCGAUGGAACAUGUCCCUGUGAUUUGGAAACAGGAUAUUGCAUAAAACGGUGUACAGCUAAUAAAGACUGUUCAUGUGGAGAAAUAUGUAACAAAGAUACGUGUACAACGAAAUGCAGUUCCAGCACGAAUUGUCCAACAGGUCAUAUAUGUUCUGAUGGACUAUGCGCCGUCGGAUGUCGUUCUAAUGCAGAUUGUGCUAAUGACCGGUCUUGUCAAAAUGGCAAAUGCAAAAAUCCUUGUGACGUCGUGUCGGCGGGGAUACCGUGUGGAAACAAUUCGGAAUGUCAUGUCAACGAUCAUAGAGCUGUUUGCAUGUGUCCCGACGGGUUCCAGGGAGAACCAAAUAUUGAAUGUGUUAGGUAUACUUGUGACAAGGAUGACGACUGUGAGACGAACAAGAAAUGCGGUUCAGACAAAGUUUGUAGAAAUCCGUGUUUGGAGCAAGGUGCCUGCGGAUCAAAUGCACAAUGUAGAGUUACGAAUAGAAUGGCUUAUUGUACGUGCCCACUUGGAUAUUAUGGAAAUGCUCAACUUGAAUGCAAGCCAGGAACGGCGGAUAAGUGCGCAUCGAACCCUUGUGGACAGAACAGCCGGUGCAAAGACAUUGCCGGUGGUUACGAGUGUCUCUGUCCUCCUGGAUGUACGGGUGACCCUAGCAAGCGGUGCGUGUGUGAGCAAGCCCAACAGCGGUCGGACCCUUGCAAAAGUGUCGUGUGCGGAAAACACGCGCUCUGCCAACCGCUGAACGAUCAGGACGCCAAAUGCUAUUGCCCGACCGAAUAUCCCGCGGGAAAUCCAUACGUGCAAUGUGAAAUGAAAAAAUUGCCCUCCGACUGCCGGACAAACGGCUGCGGCAAGGGUGCAGGGUGUAAGGCGAUCGACAGUGCAGGAUCGACGGUGUACGUGUGCCAGUGUCCGCCCGGCACGACGGGUUCUCCGCAAAAAGAGUGCUCCCAAGUGGUCGAAUGCGCCGACGACGGUCAGUGUACAAACGAAAAGACGUGCAUCGACGGACGUUGCGUCGACGCGUGUAGCGUGAGAGACACCUGCGGCUUGAACGCUCUAUGCCGGCCGGUGUUGCACAGGGCCCAAUGCGCGUGCCCGGACUGUUACGCGGGCGACCCGGCGGUGGGAUGCGCGCCGGACCCGGGCAGCUGUGUACAGCGCGCCGGCGACGGGCCGACCGCGGCGUCACGGUGCGCCGUGGACGCGGACUGCCCGUCGUCUCGGGCGUGCAGCCCGGUGGACGGUGCGUGUCGUGACCCAUGCGACGGGCUAUCGUGUGAACUGCCCCGGGCCUGCGUGGUCCGCAACCACCGGGCCCGGUGUGCUUGCAAGCACGGUUUCGCCGUCAGCGAGCUGGGCGAGUUGUCGUGCGCGCCCGCCGAGCGCGAGUGCCGGGCCGACGCUGACUGCGCGCCGCAACUCCGGUGCACGGGACAAGGCCGGUGCCAGAGCCCGUGCGACAGUGGUGCCGGUGGUGCGGGCGGUCCGUGUCCGGCCGACAAACGGUGCCUGGUACUCGACCACCGGGCCGUGUGCGUGUGCGCCGACAACUGCGCGCCAACCGCGUCCAUGUGCCUCCGGGACGCCGGUUGCCCGGAGCACGAGGCGUGCGUCAACUUUGCGUGCGUCGACCCGUGCGCGAACGUCACGUGUCCCGCGGACGCCCCGUGUGGCGUGGACGGGCACCGGGCCGUGUGCAAAUUCUGUCCGGCCGGUUACAGUGCCGAUUCAAAGUCGGGAUGUCUGAAAGUGGUCGGAUGCUCCGCGCACUACGAAUGUCCAUCCGGACAAGCAUGUAUUGCGAAUCAGUGCCAAAACCCGUGUCAACACAACAAUCCAUGUAAUUCACAACAAGACUGUCAAGUACAAGACCAUCAACCAGUUUGCUUGAAACUGUGCCAAUGCCAAAAGAACGUACACUGUCAAAACGGUUACGUGUGUGAUGGAUGCAACUGCGUGCUAUCGAGUCAAGAUCCUGUUGCGAUCCCGGGGUGCGACCAUUGCCCCACCGGUGUACCAUGUGAUACGGUAACUGGAGCUUGCGCUAAAGUAACCUGCAAUACGAACAACGAUUGUACGAACGGUGAAGUUUGCAUCCAGCAAAUUUGCCAAAACCAGUGCAACGUUCAUAACCCGUGCGCUCAAAACGCAGCAUGCAUUAACACCGCUCAUGGAGUCGAUUGUAGCUGCGUAGAAGGAUUUCAAGGCAACGGAUUUGUAGGGUGUCUGCCAGUUCGAUCAUACAAGCCCAUUUGCCAAUACAACGAAGACUGUCCGCCAGAUAAAUUAUGUGAUCGAUUAAAUCGCGUAUGUAUAAAUCCGUGUGCUGAAGACUCUUGUGGUGAAAAUGCUGAGUGUUAUCCUGUAAACCACGGUACAGAAUGCAGAUGUUUACAAGGCCAUCAAGGAAAUCCAUACAUCUCGUGUGCAUCAGUCACCGGAUGUCGGUCGAAUAAUGAAUGCUCAACUAAUGAAGCGUGCAUCAAUGGAAAAUGCUCUAACCCAUGUCGAUGUGGUCCAAAUGCUGUCUGCGACGUUGUAAACCAUAAGGCAACAUGCAAGUGUCUUGCAGGCUACAACGGAAAUCCAUUAUUAGGAUGUCAAGUACCUCAAAAUCCAUGCGAUCCAAAUCCUUGUGGAAUGCAUGCUCUUUGCGAAAUCGACAAUGGAAAUCCAAUUUGCUACUGUCCGAAAGGAAUGACAGGAAAUCCAUUUAAAAGUUGCAUUCCUGAAGGUGAUGAAUGCUCACCAAAUCCAUGUGGUCCCUACUCUGGAUGCAGAGUAGUUCAAGGUUCUGCAGUUUGUUUCUGUUUAUCUGAGUAUGAAGGGGAUCCUCCCAUCACACCUUGCCGUUUACCAAGCAAUCCUUGUACACCUUCUCCAUGUGGACCUAACACUCAAUGUACAUUGUUGGAUAAUGGAUUUGCCAAAUGUACAUGUUUACCAGGAUACAUCGAGAGUCCAAACACAAUACGUGGAUGCGUAGAGAAGAAGAAUCCAUGUGAACCAAACCCAUGUGGACAAAGUGCCGUAUGUGAUCCAAACAGGCAACCAUCAUGUUUCUGCCCAGAGCCAUUAAUUGGAAAUCCAUAUAAGUUUUGUGGUGAAUCACUGAAAACCUUAUGUCAACCUGGACCUUGUGGUGCAAAUGCAGAUUGUUAUGUAACUGGAAGCAAUGAACAGUGUUAUUGUAAAAAUGGCUAUUCAGGAAACCCUUACGAUGGUUGUAUUUCAAUUCCAAUGAGUCCGUGUGAACCAAAUCCAUGUGGAAAAUAUGCAUACUGCAAAAUUUCAUCAGAAGGAAAACCAUUAUGUUCCUGUCCUGAUGGUAUGGGUGGAGACCCACUAACAGGAUGUAAAGGCCCGGAAUGUACAACUAAUGAUGACUGUCCAUGGGAUAAAUCAUGCUUAGGCUACAAAUGUAAUAAUCCAUGUCCAGGAGCGUGUGGAGUAGGUGCUUCGUGCAAAGUUGAAAAACAUCGCCCUGUAUGUACAUGUAAUCGUGGACUAACUGGAAAUCCAUUCUUCCGCUGUUAUCAAAUAAGUUCGGAUCCAGCUCCAACUGGAAAUCCAUGUCUACCUAACCCAUGUGGAAUUAAUACUGAAUGUAAAAUCCAAAAUCGUAAACCUGUAUGUACAUGCCUAACAAAUUUCGUUGGAGAUCCUAAGACUGGAUGUCAGCCUGAGUGUGUUUUAAAUACUGAUUGUAAGAAUCAUCAAGCUUGUAUUGAUUACCGAUGUCGAGAUCCAUGUGCAUUUGGAAACAUUUGUGGUCUUGGAGCAGUAUGCCAAUGCAAAGAUCAUACACCACUAUGUUCUUGUAGAGAAGGUUUUGUUGGAGAUCCAUUCCUACAAUGUUUACCAAAACCUGAUGACGAGCCAUUUAAAAAUAUGACUCUGCCUUGUGCACCUUCACCAUGUGAUCCAUAUUCUUCAUGUAAUGUGUAUGGUGGUCAAAUAGCAAUGUGUGAUCCCUGCUCUUCAAUUGAACAACAAUGGAAUCCACAAUGUCAUCCUCAAUGUUUAUACAACUCUGAUUGCCCAUUCAAUUUAGCUUGUGUGGGACAAAAAUGUAUUGAUCCUUGCCCAGGAUCCUGUGGUAUUCAAGCUGAAUGUACUGUUGUGUAUCAUAAUCCAAUUUGUUCAUGCCAAUCGGGACUAAUAGGAAAUCCAUACGAACACUGUACUACUCCAAAACAAAAUGAUGUGGCUAAGCCUAUUUCAUGUGAUCAAGUGCAAUGUGGAGCAAAUGCUGUAUGCAAAAAAUCAAAUGGAAUGACUAUUUGUGUUUGCCGUCAACAAUAUUAUGGAAACCCGUACUUAUCAUGUCGGCCCGAAUGUGUUAUAAAUACUGAUUGUGGUCAAACAUUAUCUUGUAUUAAUAACAAAUGCGUUAAUCCUUGCUUGGGUGUAUGUGGUGUUAACGCGCAAUGCCAAGUAGUUAAUCAUUUCCCCGUAUGUUUCUGUCAACAAGAUUAUUCAGGAGAUCCUUUUGUUAGCUGUUAUCAAGCUGCUAGACCAAAUUAUCCACCAAUAAUGGGCCCAGCAGAUAAUGCUUGUGACCCCUCUCCGUGCGGUUCUAACAGUCGCUGUCAUAUUUCGGAACAAGGAUUCGCAACAUGUUCGUGCUUACCAGGAUAUCGUGGCUCUCCACCAGUAUGUAAACCAGAGUGUGUAGUAAGCGCGGAAUGCCCGCAAACUCAAGCUUGCUUAAAUCAAAAAUGUGUUGACCCAUGUCCUGGUACAUGUGGUGUUGGAGCUAAUUGUCAUUCUAUUUGCCAUAAUCCGAUCUGCAGUUGUCCACCAGGACACGUCGGUGAUCCUUUCGUUAGCUGUCAUUUACCACUUGGUGAAGAAACUCCUAAAGUACCUGGAAAUCCUUGUGAACCUACACCAUGUGGUCCAAAUUCGAUUUGUGAAAUUAAAAAAGGUCAUCCAGUUUGUUCAUGUUCUCCGAAUUAUAUUGGAAGUCCACCAUAUUGCCGUCCAGAAUGUAUAAUGAAUCACGAAUGUCCACAUAACAAAGCUUGCAUUCAAGAAAAAUGUCAAAAUCCGUGCACAAAAUCAUGCGGCUUGAAUGCUAAAUGUGAUGUUGUUAAUCACACGCCAUUCUGUACCUGUGUAUCAGGUUACGAAGGAGAUGCAUUUAUAAGCUGUACUAGAAUUCCACCAACUGUGUUACCUGAAAUUCCAAGAGAUCCAUGUAACCCUUCACCAUGUGGUGAUAAUACUCAAUGUUUUAGUGAAAAUAAUGGAGUCUCAAAAUGUGUUUGCAUACCACCUUAUAUCGGCAACCCUUACUCUGGUGGUUGUAGGCCAGAAUGUUUGAUGAAUAGUGAUUGUAUGUCAAACUUGGCAUGUUUGGCUAGCCAUUGUCGAGAUCCGUGCCCAGGUGUAUGUGGUCUCAAUGCUCAAUGUAAUGUUGUUAGUCAUAUACCAGUCUGUACUUGUUUCCCCGGAUAUAUCGGAGAUCCAUUCCAAUCUUGUAGAAUAGAACCAAUUAAUCCACCAACUCCCCAAAAUCCUUGUGAACCUUCACCUUGUGGUCCAAAUAGUCAAUGUCGUACUCAAGGUUAUAAUGCAGUUUGCUCAUGUACACAAGGUUUUAUCGGAACCCCUCCUUCUUGUCGACCAGAAUGCGUUGUAAGUGCUGAAUGCCCAGUAGAUAAGGCGUGUAUAGCACAAAAGUGUUCAGAUCCUUGUCCUGGAACAUGUGGAUUACAUGCUCGAUGCAAUGUAAUUAAUCACAAUCCCAUUUGUACUUGUCCACCGAAAUUCGUGGGUGAUCCAUUUGUUAGGUGUAUUCAAGAAGAACCUAAAACUCCUCCAGUCGUUUACCAAGAUCCUUGUUUCCCGUCACCUUGUGGUGCUAAUUCUGAAUGUAGAGAACAUGAUAGUAGACCUGUCUGUUCAUGUUUACCGGGAAUGCUUGGAGCUCCACCAAACUGUCGGCCAGAAUGCUUAAUUCACGCUGACUGUCCAACUAGAUUAGCUUGUCUGCAGAGUAAAUGUCGAGAUCCUUGUACCGGAUCUUGUGGAUUCAAUUCUAGAUGCACUGUAAUCAACCAUCAACCAGUGUGUUCAUGUGAACCGGGCUACCAAGGAGAUCCAUUUAAUGGAUGUAAUGCUGUCGCAGCAAAACCAAAAGGAAAACCACGCCUGUCUUGUUAUGGUACUACUUGCGGCCAUAAUGCAAUAUGUAAGAGCAAUAUUAACAAUGUAACUUGCAUUUGUAAGAAUAAUUAUCUCGGGGACCCAUACAUUGGAUGCCGUCCUCGUUGUACACUCAGCGCAGAAUGUCCUAGAUCAUUUGCUUGUGUUAAUUCUGAAUGCAUCGAUCCGUGUAAAAACGCAUGUGGCCUGCGCGCUCGUUGUCGAGUAGUCAACCAUAGCCCAAUUUGCUUUUGUCCAAAUGGCAUGACUGGCAAUCCACUAACAAUAUGCAACAAGAUAUCAAAUUGUAAGCAUGCCUUCUUCCAACCCACUCCAAAUUCGCUUUGCAUGCCAAAUCUCUGUGGGCCAUUCAGUAAUUGCUCAAUAAUCAAAAACCACGUUGUGUGUUUAUGCCAGUAUGGUUAUACUGGUACGCCACCCAACUGCAAACCAGACUGUGUGAUUAGCUCAGAAUGUGCACCAAAUAAAGCUUGUGUUAAUCAACGGUGCACAGACCCUUGUUCAGGUUUAUGUGCACCCAACUCCGAUUGCCGGGUAAUUAAUCAUAAAGCUAUAUGUGUUUGUAAACCUGGUUUUAGUGGCGAUCCUAUGAAACGGUGUCUCAAAACAGAAAAAUGCUCGGACAAUAACACUAAUCCAUGUGAUAAGAACCCGUGUGGACCUUAUUCGGUCUGCCGUUCUUAUGACAAACAACCCGUAUGUUCUUGUCAAUCUGGAUACAUGGGUUUACCACCAAAUUGUCGUCCAGAAUGUACUUUGAAUGCAGAUUGUAAUCGUACAAAGGUGUGUGUUAAUAACCGCUGUACUAACCCAUGUCCGGGUAGUUGUGCGCCUCAAGCAUUUUGCAGUGUGGUCAAUCACAGACCUUUGUGCAUGUGCCCUGAAGGAUUUACUGGAGAUCCUUUUAAAAUAUGUUAUCGUUUUUUAGCUUUCGAUUAUACGCCUGUAACUCCUUGCAACCCUUCACCGUGUGGAGCAAACGCUGUAUGUAAAGAAUCAAAUGGUGCCGGUUCUUGUUCAUGUAUCCCAGAAUAUUUUGGCGAUCCGUACUCUGGAUGUCGACCAGAAUGUGUAAACAAUCUCGAUUGCGCAUGGAAUAAAGCAUGCAUCAAUUACAAAUGUAUAGAUCCUUGUAUUGGUGCUUGUGGUUUAUAUGCUGAAUGCAAGGUCAGCAAUCAUGCUCCAACUUGCUAUUGUUUGCAAGGGUACACUGGAAGUGCUUUAUUAUCAUGUCAUAAAAUUGAGUUUGAUCCAACAUGUGAAGUUGAUUUGGUUAUUACGAAAAACCCUUGCAUGAAAUCGCCUUGUGGGCAAUACAGUCAGUGUCGAGCUGUAAAUGGCCAUGCAGUAUGCUCUUGUUUACCUGGAUACUUUGGAAAUCCUCCAAAUUGUCAUCCAGAGUGCAUAACUAGUUCAGAUUGUCCACAAGAUAAAUCAUGUGUAAAUCAAAUCUGUUCAGACCCAUGUCCAGGCACAUGUGGUUACAACGCACAAUGUCGAGUUGUAAAUCAUAGUCCUAUAUGUAGUUGCUAUUCAGGUUAUUAUGGUGAUCCAUUUGUUCGUUGUGCUAUUAUUGAAAAGCCUUCACCACCAGAACAGGAUAGACUACCACAGAACCCUUGUGUUCCAUCACCUUGUGGUCCAAAUUCUAUAUGUCAUCCCAAAGAUUAUACUCCUACCUGUUCUUGUUUACCAAACUAUAUUGGUCGACCACCUUGCUGUAGACCAGAAUGCACAAUAAAUGCCGAAUGCUUUGGCAAUUUGGCUUGUGUUAAUGAAAGGUGUAUAGAUCCUUGUCCCGGUUCCUGUGGUAUCAACGCCUUUUGUAAAGUGAUUUCCCAUAAUCCUGUAUGUAAAUGCAAUGACGGGUAUACCGGUGAUCCAUUUAUAGCCUGCCGACCGACACCAAUUUCACUACCACCACCAGCAGAUGUGCCAAGUGAUCCGUGUAACCCAUCACCAUGUGGGGCAAAUGCUAUUUGCAAAGAAAGAAAUAAUGCUGGAUCUUGUACAUGUAUUCCUGAAUAUACAGGGGAUCCUUAUACAGGAUGUAGACCAGAGUGCGUGCUAAAUAGUGAAUGUCCUAGAGACAGAGCUUGCAUAAACAAUAAGUGUCGUGACCCAUGUCCAGGAAUGUGUGGUUUAUAUGCUGAAUGCAGAGUUAUCAACCAUUCUCCUUCAUGUGCUUGUCUUCCAGGAUAUACUGGCAAUCCAUUGUCUGCUUGUCAACUUCUCCCAGUUGCCAGCCCAGAUCUACCACCUAAAAACCCUUGCAUACCUUCACCUUGUGGCCCGUACAGUCAAUGCAGGACAGUAAAUGACCAUGCCGUUUGUUCAUGUCAAACAAAUUAUAUCGGUACACCCCCAGCUUGUCAUCCAGAAUGUAUGGUUAGUUCUGAAUGUGCUCAAGAUAAGGCAUGUGUCAAUCAAAAAUGCGUAGACCCAUGUCCCGGAACCUGUGGCCUCAAUGCGCGGUGUCAAGUUGUCAACCAUAAUCCUAUAUGUAGCUGUUCAGCUGGAUAUACUGGUGAUCCAUUUGUCCGGUGUUUACAAGAAAAACCAACAUAUUACGACGAACCAUUAAUUCCGACUAAUCCGUGCGUUCCAUCUCCAUGUGGACCUAAUUCUUUAUGCCGCGAUCACAGUGGAACUCCUGCGUGUUCAUGUUUGUCUAAUUAUAUUGGUCGGCCACCAAAUUGCCGCCCAGAAUGUACAAUUAAUGCUGAAUGCCCUGGAAAUCUCGCCUGUGUUAACGAAAAAUGUCGAGAUCCUUGUCCUGGCUCAUGUGGAAUAUACGCAACAUGUAAUACAGUAAAACAUGUACCUCAGUGUGUUUGUCAAAAUGGAUACACUGGAGAUCCAUUUAGUGGAUGUUCACUCAUACAACAAAUUCCAACUGAAGGACCUAAGAUGCCUUGCAACCCAUCGCCAUGUGGAGCAAAUGCAGUAUGUAAAGAACGAAAUGGUGCUGGCUCUUGUUCGUGCUUACCGGAAUAUUUUGGAGAUCCAUAUACUGGAUGUAGGCCAGAAUGUGUGACCAAUUCUGAUUGUGAUCGUAGUAAAUCUUGUAUGAACAAUAAAUGUCGCGAUCCAUGUCCAGGAAUCUGUGGUUUGAAUGCAGAAUGCAGAGUUAUUAACCACUCGCCAUCUUGCUAUUGCCCAGUGGGUUAUACUGGAGAUCCAACGUUAUCUUGCUACAUUCAACCAUUACUUGAUCCAGAACCACCCACAAAUCCAUGUAUUCCUUCACCAUGUGGCCCUUACAGUCAAUGCAGACCUGUCAAUAAUCAUGCUGUAUGUUCAUGCCAAACAGAUUACAUUGGAACACCGCCAUCAUGUCGGCCAGAGUGUAUGGUGAGCUCUGAAUGUCCCCAAGAUAAAGCAUGUGUUAGAAAGAAAUGUAUAGACCCAUGCCCUGGUACAUGUGGAUCAAAUGGAAGAUGUCAAGUAGUCAAUCAUAAUCCAAUUUGUAGUUGUCCUCCCGGUUAUAACGGAGAUCCAUUUAUAAGGUGUUUCAAAGAACAACCUCCACCAGCUGAUAUACCAACCAAUCCGUGUGUGCCAUCGCCAUGUGGUCCAAAUUCAGUAUGUCGUGAAAUUGGUCACACCCCAGCAUGUUCAUGUUUAGAUAGUUACAUUGGACGACCACCUAAUUGUCGACCAGAAUGUACCAUCAAUGCUGAAUGCCCAGGAAAUUUAGCAUGUUCAAAAGAAAGAUGUAAAGACCCGUGUCCUGGUUCAUGUGGAAUAUAUGCCACGUGUGUAACGAUUAACCAUAGUCCACAAUGUAACUGUGAACCAGGUUAUACAGGAGAUCCAUUUGCUGGAUGUUCAUUAAUACAACAAGUUGUUCCAACUGAAGGACCUAAAAUGCCCUGUAACCCAUCGCCAUGUGGAGCAAACGCUAUAUGCAAAGAACGUAAUGGAGCAGGAUCUUGUAUAUGUUUACCAGAAUAUUUUGGUGAUCCUUACACGGGAUGUAGACCAGAAUGUGUGACUAAUUCAGAAUGUGAUAGGAGUAAAGCAUGCGUAAAUAAUAAAUGCCGUGAUCCUUGUCCUGGUACUUGUGGACUUAAUGCAGAAUGUAGUGUCAUCAACCACACACCAUCGUGUACAUGUUUUCCAGGUUAUACUGGCAAUCCUAUUACCGCAUGUCAUAUGCCACCACCAAUGGAUGAAAUACCUAAAAAUCCAUGUGAACCAUCACCAUGUGGGCCUUAUAGCGUAUGUAGAACUGUGAAUGACCAUGCAGUAUGUUCUUGUCAAACUAACUAUAUUGGUACUCCUCCGGGUUGUCGUCCAGAAUGUGUAGUUAGUUCGGAAUGUCCUCAAAACAGAGCUUGUAUUAAUCAAAAAUGUUCAGACCCUUGUAUUGGAAUAUGUGGUAUAGGCGCCAGGUGCCAAGUCAUAAAUCACAAUCCGAUUUGCAGUUGUCCAAGUGGUUUAAUUGGCGAUCCAUUUGUUCAAUGCAAAUCAGAACCACGACCAACUCAGCCACCACCUAGUGGAAAUCCUUGUGUUCCAUCCCCAUGUGGUCUGAAUUCAAUAUGCCGUGAAGUUGGCUCAACACCAGCAUGCUCUUGUCUGCCAAACUAUAUAGGAAGACCACCAAACUGUCGCCCAGAAUGUUCGAUAAAUGCUGAAUGUCCAGGAAAUCUUGCUUGCUUAAACGAACGAUGCAAAGAUCCUUGUCCUGGUUCUUGUGGGGUACACGCGACUUGUGUAACACGUAAUCAUAGACCACAGUGUACUUGUGAAACUGGAUAUACUGGAGAUCCAUUUGCUGGAUGUUCCAUAGUUCAACAAAUUCCUCCUACUGAAGGACCGAGGGAUCCAUGUAAUCCGUCUCCAUGUGGAGCUAAUGCUAUUUGUCGAGAAAAGAACGGUGCCGGUUCUUGUGUUUGUCUCCCUGAAUAUUUCGGUGAUCCGUACACGGGAUGUAGACCUGAAUGUGUUACAAAUGCAGAUUGUGAUCGUACAAAAGCAUGUGCAAAUAACAAAUGUAAGGAUCCAUGUCCUGGAACAUGUGGCCUUAACGCAGAAUGUAAAGUUCUAAACCACGCACCUUCGUGCAGUUGUAUACCUGGAUACACUGGUGAUCCGUUGAGCAUAUGCCAUGUUAUACCCAUAACUGAAGCUACGCCGAUAGAUCCUUGUGUUCCAUCACCAUGUGGACCUAACAGUCAAUGCAGAGAACUAAACGAUCAUGCCGUUUGUUCUUGUUUAAGUUCUUUUAUCGGUACACCCCCAUCUUGUCGUCCUGAAUGCGUUGUCAGUUCAGAGUGUAGUCAAAACAAAGCUUGUGUUAAUCAAAAAUGUAGCGACCCCUGCAUUGGUACUUGCGGCCUGAAUACAAGGUGUCAAGUAGUAAAUCACAAUCCCAUUUGUAGCUGUUCCCCCGGAUAUACGGGCGAUCCUUUUGCUUCUUGCAAUAAAAUACAACCCACAACCACUCCUUCACCGCCUACAGCCCCUUGCUCUCCGUCACCUUGUGGACCUCACUCUCAAUGUAGAGUGGUGAGCAAUACAGCUGCAUGUUCUUGUUUGCAAAACUACAUUGGUCGGCCACCCAAUUGUAGGCCUGAGUGUGUUAUUAGCGCGGAAUGUUCAAGUAACUUGGCAUGUAUCAAUGAAAAAUGUUCUGAUCCAUGCCCAGGAUCAUGUGGACAAUAUGCUCAUUGUAGAGUCAUCAAUCACCACCCAGUUUGUACUUGUUUACCUGGGUACACUGGCGAUGCGCUUACAUAUUGCCAACUGUUACCUACCUCUACCGAAAGAUCACCAGAAGCUGUAGAUCCUUGUUAUCCAUCACCGUGUGGUCUAAAUUCAGAUUGUGUCAACCGAAAUGGAGUAGCUGCUUGUACGUGCUCUACAGGAUUCUUCGGUGAUCCUUACACAGGAUGCCGAAGAGAAUGUGAAAACAACGACGAUUGUAAUUUGGCUUUGGCUUGUAUUGGUUAUAAAUGCAUAGAUCCUUGUCCAGGAACAUGUGGUUCUGAGGCAUUAUGUACAGUUGUGAAACAUAUACCUAUUUGCUCUUGUCCACCAUCUUUUACUGGUGAUCCAUUUACUUCUUGUCGUCCGAUACCAGUUAUCCCAACACAAAGAGAACCGAUUGACCCAUGCCAUCCAUCCCCGUGUGGACCUAACAGCCAGUGUCGUAAAAUUAACGAUCAAGCCGUUUGCUCUUGUUUACCAAAUUAUAUGGGUAGUCCACCAGUAUGUAGACCUGAAUGUGUUGUCAGUUCAGAAUGUCCUUUGGACAAAGCUUGUACAAAUCAAAAAUGUUUGGAUCCUUGUCCAAAUACUUGCGGAAUACAAGCCUUGUGUACUGUGAGAAAUCAUAACCCAAUUUGUGCAUGCCCAGCUGGAUAUUCUGGAGAUCCGUUCUCACAUUGUGCCUUAAUACCUACUACGCCAACACCUCCAGUAACCGAACGUCCAGCAUCGUGUUAUCCAACACCUUGUGGACCUAAUUCACAAUGCCAGAUACAAAAUGGAAUCCCUGUAUGCUCAUGUCUACCAGACUUCAUUGGCUCACCGCCUUCAUGCAGACCUGAAUGUGUUAUAAGUGCUGAAUGCCCAAGUCAAUUGGCUUGUAUGAACCAAAAAUGCCGUGACCCAUGUAUGGGUUCAUGUGGAUUAAAUGCGAAUUGCCACGUACUAAAUCAUAUUCCAAUUUGUACUUGUAAUAAUGGACUGACAGGAGAUCCAUUCGACUUUUGUACACAAAUACAAAUAACUACCGAGAGACCAUUAGCAUCUGAUCCUUGUAAUCCAUCACCUUGUGGGCCAAAUGCGAUCUGCAAAGGAAAUGGAAAUUGCGAGUGCUUGCCAGAAUAUACAGGAAACCCAUAUGAGAAUUGUCGUCCAGAGUGUGUGUUAAACACCGAAUGUUCUAGAGACAAGGCAUGUAUGAGAAAUAAAUGUAGCGAUCCAUGUAUUGGAACUUGCGGUCAAGGUGCCAAUUGUGAUGUAGUGAAUCACAUUCCAAUUUGUUCAUGCCCGACCAAAUAUUCAGGAGAUCCGUUCACAAUCUGUCGACCUGUUCCAGAUGAUGUUCCUGUAUCAAGUGACCCGUGUAGUCCAUCACCGUGUGGUGCUUAUAGCCAAUGUCGAAACUCAGAUAAUCAUGCAGUGUGUUCUUGUUUACCAAAUUACAUUGGUGCACCACCAUCAUGCCGCCCAGAAUGUACUGUCAGCUCUGAAUGUAAUCCAGACAAAGCAUGUGUAAACAUGAAAUGUAUCAACCCGUGUGUAGGGGCUUGUGGUUCUGGAGCUAGAUGUGAAGUAAUUAAUCAUAGCCCAAUCUGCAGUUGUAGAGAAGGACAAACUGGAGAUCCAUUCCGAAGCUGUUAUACGAUACAAAAACCAGUUCUUCCACCUCAAAACGAUCCACCGAAACUUCCCUGUGUCCCUUCACCAUGUGGUCCGAAUUCUCAAUGUAUAGCUUCGGGAAAUAACCCAUCAUGUUCAUGUUUACCAUCUUAUAUUGGUGCUCCACCAAAUUGUCGACCAGAAUGUAUAAUAAACCCAGAUUGUCCAUCAACUCUUGCUUGCAUUAAUAACAAAUGUAGAGAUCCGUGUCCAGGAUCUUGCGGAAGUGAUGCCCAUUGCCAAGUUGUUAAUCAUGCAGUUUCGUGUCUAUGUCCCUCUGGAUUUACAGGAAAUCCAUUUGUUCAAUGUAUUUAUCAACAAGAAAAUUUAAAUCCAUGUGAACCAUCUCCAUGUGGUGCAAAUGCAAUAUGUAAACAACAAGAUGGUGCCGGAUCUUGUUCUUGCAUUAAUGAUUAUUAUGGAAACCCAUAUGAGGGUUGCCGACCUGAAUGUAUUCACAGUUCGGACUGUCCAACAAAUAAGGCAUGUAUUGGAAAUAAAUGUGUGGAUCCUUGUCCUGGUGUAUGUGGAGUAGAUGCUGUUUGCACGGUUAUUAGUCAUGUGCCAACUUGCAACUGUAUAUCUGGGUAUAUAGGAAAUCCAUUUACGUACUGCCAACCUCAACCUCCAACAACUCAAGCCACAGUGUAUGACCCUUGUCAUCCAUCACCUUGCGGCCCUAACAGCCAAUGUAAAAAUGUAAACCAACAAGGAGUAUGUUCUUGUCAAAUAGAAUACCAAGGGACUCCGCCAAAUUGUAGACCAGAGUGUGUGGUAAACAACGAAUGCCCAUCGAAUAGAGCUUGUCAUAAAUUCAAAUGCACAGACCCUUGUCCUGGAACGUGUGGACUAAAUGCUCGUUGUGAAGUUAUUAAUCACAGUCCAAUUUGCACAUGUUCACCUGGUUUAAUUGGAGAUCCUUUCACAAGAUGUUAUCCCCAACCAGUGAAACCACUAGAUGAACCGGUGAUACCUACAAAUCCUUGUAUUCCCUCGCCAUGUGGACCGAAUUCUGAAUGUAGACCAGUUGGAAAUCAACCAUCAUGUUCGUGUCGAACAAAUUACGUCGGUGCUCCGCCAAAUUGUCGACCCGAAUGUUCCGUUAAUUCUGACUGUCCUUCCAUGUUAUCUUGUAUAUCAGAUAAAUGUAGAGAUCCAUGUUAUGGAUCUUGUGGUUUAAAUACAGACUGUAGAGUUCAAAAUCAUAUACCAACUUGUACAUGUAUCACUGGACACAAUGGUGAUCCAUUUACGCAAUGUAUUCCAAUAAUAGAACAACCAACACUAGCCACGCCUACCGAUCCAUGUAAUCCAUCACCGUGUGGAUCCAAUACUCAAUGUUACAAUGGAGUUUGUAAAUGUCUGACAAACUAUUUUGGAGAUCCAUUAAUAGGUUGUCGGCCUGAGUGUACAAUGAACACGGAUUGUCCUAGAAAUAAAGCAUGUUUAAACCAAAAGUGUCAGGAUCCUUGUCCAGGCACUUGUGGUCAAGGUGCCAUAUGUGAUGUCAUUAACCAUAUUCCAACCUGCAGUUGCCCAACUGGUACAGCUGGCGACGCAUUUGUUAUUUGUAGACCCGUUAAAGUUCAAGACGAACCAUCUAGAGACCCAUGUAAUCCUUCUCCAUGUGGGCCAAACAGCGUUUGUCGUGUAGUAGAAGGACAUGCUGUCUGUUCCUGUCAAAAUAGUAUGAUCGGUUCACCACCUUCUUGUCGACCAGAAUGUGUUGUUAGUGCAGAGUGUCCUUUAACCCAAGCAUGUCUCAUGAGCAAAUGCCGUGAUCCAUGUCCUGGAACUUGUGGCCACCUUGCUAACUGUAAAGUAGUAAAUCAUAGUCCUAUUUGUACUUGUCCACCACAGCAUAGCGGAGAUCCAUUUAGGAGUUGUUAUCCUGUUCAAGAAAUAAGACCCACACCAUCAGCUGAUCCAAUUAAUGUUUGUGUCCCAUCACCGUGUGGACCCAACUCUGAGUGUAGAGAUCGUGGAGGAGCACCGGCGUGCUCGUGCUUGUCAAAUUAUGUUGGAACGCCACCAUCGUGCAGACCGGAAUGUACAAUUAAUCCAGAAUGUCCUAGCCAUUUAUCAUGUAUUAAUCAAAAGUGUACAGACCCUUGCCCUGGUUCAUGUGGCUCAAAUGCUGCAUGUUCUGUGAUUAAUCACACUCCCAUGUGUUCUUGCAAUAAUGGAUUUACUGGAGAUCCGUUUACUUAUUGUCAAUCAGUCCCGGUAUACCAAGAACCUCUAAACCCAUGCAUUCCUUCCCCCUGUGGAAUGAACGCUAUAUGCAAAGAGUAUAAUGGUGCUGGUUCGUGUAGUUGUUUACCAGAAUAUAAUGGAAAUCCAUAUGAAGGCUGUAGGCCAGAAUGUGUUAUAAACUCUGACUGCACACCUCAAAAAGCUUGUGUGAAAAAUAAAUGUCAAAAUCCGUGCGCUGGAACUUGUGGUCAAAACGCAGAAUGCUACGUGACUAAUCAUUUGCCAUCUUGUACUUGUAUACCAGGUUUUACUGGUGAUCCAUAUAAGUACUGCAUCCUAGCUCCACCACCACAACAACCACAAGCGGAUCCAAUUAAUCCUUGUGUUCCAUCACCAUGUGGACCAAACAGUCAAUGUAAGGAAAUAAAUUACCAAGCAGUUUGUUCAUGCCUACAAUCAUAUGUGGGGAGUCCUCCAAACUGUAGACCAGAGUGUGUUGUCAACUCAGAAUGUGGCAAACCCAAAGCGUGCCGAAAUUUAAAAUGCGUUGACCCUUGUUUAAAUGCUUGUGGGUCUAAUUCAAAAUGUAAAGUAAUAAAUCAUAGCCCCAUGUGUUCGUGCAAAGAAGGAUUUACUGGUGAUCCAUUUUCAAGCUGUUAUGCUAUACAAUACUUGCCAUCACCACCAGUACAAAAUGAACCAAUUAACCCAUGUAUACCAUCACCAUGUGGCCUAUACUCAUAUUGUAAAGAUUCCAAUGGAUAUCCUUCUUGUUCCUGCCAAGAAAAUUAUAUUGGUUCCCCGCCAAAUUGUAGACCCGAAUGUACAAUAAACGAAGAAUGUCCAAAAGAUAAGGCUUGUAUGAAACAAAAAUGCCAAGACCCAUGUCCAGGAUCAUGUGGUGUUAAUGCUAAUUGUAACGUUUAUAAUCAUAACCCAAUAUGCUCGUGUAUUGAAGGUUAUACAGGAGAUCCGUUUACCAGUUGCUAUAUAAAACCAACAUCUCCUCCUAAGCCGCAAUAUGAUGAUCCAUGUAACCCAUCCCCAUGUGGAUCAAAUGCAUUAUGUAAUAAUGGUGUUUGCUCCUGCUUGAGUGAAUAUCAAGGCGAUCCAUACUCUGGCUGUCGUCCAGAAUGUAUUUUAAAUACAGAUUGUCCCAUUAUUAAAGCGUGCAUCAAUAAUAAAUGUAAAAAUCCAUGCCAAGGAACAUGUGGAUUAAAUGCAAUUUGUAAUGUUUACAAUCAUAUUCCGAUGUGUACGUGUCCACAAGGCAUGAAUGGAAAUGCAUUUAUUCAAUGCAUACCUAUUCAAGCAUCCGUUGAAGUUAUCAACCCAUGUGCUCCAUCUCCUUGCGGACCAAAUAGCCAGUGUAAACAAGUGAAUGGUGUAGCGGUGUGUUCAUGCAUAUCUGGAUACUUGGGUGCACCACCUUUAUGUAGACCUGAAUGUACAAUAAAUUCUGACUGUGGUCUAAACGAAGCUUGUUCAAAUCAAAAGUGUCGAAAUCCAUGUCCUAGUAUUUGUGGAAUUAGUGCAAAAUGCCAAGUCAUAAAUCAUAAUCCAAUUUGUAGUUGUCCACCAGGAUUAAUUGGUGAUCCAUUUACAAGAUGUUAUAAUAAACCUGCCGAUUUACCACAAUACGUUGGUAAUCCUUGCGUUCCGUCUCCUUGUGGACCGAAUUCGCAGUGUAAGGUUCAAGGCGAAUCGCCAUCAUGCUCAUGCCUACCUAAUUUCAUCGGAUCACCUCCAAAUUGCAAGCCGGAAUGUAUUACCAAUAGCGAGUGCUCAUAUAAUUUAGCUUGUGCUAAUAUGAAAUGUAAAGAUCCUUGUCCAGGUUCGUGUGCCCCAAAUGCUGAAUGCCAUGUAGUAAGCCAUUCGCCAAUAUGCAAAUGUCCAAUUGGAUACGUAGGAGAUCCGUUCACGCAAUGCAUUGUACAACAAGCUGAUCCAUUACCACAAGAGUAUUUAAAUCCAUGUGUACCAUCCCCCUGUGGAACAAAUGCAAUUUGUAAAGAACAAAAUGGAGCUGGAUCGUGUACGUGCUUGCCCGAAUACUAUGGAAAUCCAUAUGAAGGAUGUAGACCGGAAUGUGUUUUGAAUACAGACUGCGCGUCAAACAAAGCUUGCUCUAAUUACAAGUGUAAAAACCCAUGUCCAGGAACAUGUGGUCAAAAUGCAGAAUGUCAAGUAGUUAAUCAUUUGCCCAUGUGUUCUUGCUAUCAAGGAUAUACUGGUGAUCCAUUUAGAUACUGUCAUCAAAUACCUCCUCCACAACAAACUGAAAUCGAACCAAUUAACCCAUGUUCACCUUCUCCGUGUGGGCCAAAUAGUCAAUGUCGGGAAAUUAACCAUCAAGCUGUUUGCUCAUGCCUUCCGACGUACGUAGGGAGCCCGCCUGGAUGUAGACCAGAAUGUGUAACAAACUCAGAGUGUGCUUCGAGUAAAGCAUGCAUAAAACAGAAGUGUUCAAAUCCUUGUCCAGAACCAUGUGGACAAAAUUCAAACUGCAAAGUUAUCAACCACAGUCCUGUGUGUUCGUGUAUCAAUGGUUUUACUGGAGAUCCAUUUAUUCGCUGUUAUCAAAUACCUCCACCUCCACCACAGUUUGAUCCAGUUUAUGUAAACCCUUGCGUUCCAUCACCAUGUGGUCCUUAUUCUCAAUGUAGAGAACAGAAUGGCUAUCCAUCAUGUUCAUGUUUAGCUGAAUACAUAGGAAGUCCUCCAAAUUGCCGUUAUGAAUGUACAAUUAAUGCAGAAUGCCCCAGAGAUAAGGCGUGUAUGAAGCAAAAAUGUCAAGAUCCGUGCCCUGGGUCAUGUGGUGUAAACGCUUUAUGCAAUGUGGUAAACCAUACACCAAUUUGCUUGUGUCCUGAUAACUAUGAAGGCAAUCCUUUUGAAAAUUGCAGGCCAAAACCCAUGGAUGUUCCAGAACCAGUGUAUUCAGACCCAUGUAAUCCAUCGCCUUGUGGUCCUAAUUCUGAUUGCUAUAAUGGUGUUUGUAAAUGUAAACCUGAAUUCCAAGGUGAUCCAUACUCUGGAUGCAGACCUGAAUGUGUACUAAAUAACGAUUGUCCCAGAAACAAAGCAUGCAUAAAAAAUAAAUGCAAAGACCCAUGCCCUGGAACCUGUGGAACGAAUGCUAUCUGUGAAGUUUAUAAUCAUAUACCAAUGUGUAGAUGUCCUAAUGGAAUGUAUGGAAAUGCUUUUAUCAAUUGUUUAGUACAACAAGAUAUUAUCCCAGUAACGAAUGCAAAUCCAUGCUAUCCAACUCCAUGUGGACCUAACAGUCAAUGCCGAGAAAUAAAUGGACAAGCUGUAUGUUCGUGUACAAUUGGCUAUUUAGGAGUACCGCCAUCGUGUAGACCAGAAUGUACAAUAAAUUCUGAUUGUAACUUAAACGAAGCAUGUUCAAACCAAAAAUGUCUUGAUCCAUGCCGUGGUGUUUGUGGAAUAGGAGCGAUCUGCCGUGUAUAUAACCAUAAACCUAUCUGUAGUUGUCCUCCAGGACAGACAGGAAAUCCAUUUUCUAAUUGCCGUCCAAUACCGGUUCAAGACCCGAUACCUGUAGAACAUCCAUGUGUUCCUUCUCCGUGUGGGCCCAAUUCGCAAUGCCAAAUUAAAGGACAGUCGCCUUCGUGUUCUUGUUUACCUGAAUUUAUUGGUUCACCACCGAACUGCAAACCCGAGUGCAUUAGUAAUGGAGAAUGUCCAUAUCAUUUAGCAUGUAAAAAUAUGAAAUGUAAAGACCCUUGUCCUGGUACCUGUGGACAAAACGCACAAUGUAACGUAGUAAGUCACUCUCCUCAGUGUACCUGCUAUCCAGGGUAUAUUGGAGAUCCUUUCACGCAAUGCACAAUACAACAAGCAGAACCAAUAGAAGAGACCCUGAACCCUUGUAUUCCAUCACCUUGUGGAGCAAAUGCUAUUUGCAAAGAGCGAAAUGGCGCUGGAUCCUGUAGUUGCUUACAAGAGUAUUUUGGAAAUCCUUAUGAACUCUGUAGACCCGAGUGUACAGUUAACACUGAUUGCCCAUCGAAUAAAGCUUGUAUGGGAAAUAAAUGCUUAGAUCCAUGUCCAGGAACAUGUGCCCAAUCCGCAAUUUGUCACGUUUACAACCAUUCACCGACAUGCUCGUGUAAUUAUGGAUACACAGGAGAUCCGUAUAAAUAUUGCAGUAUAAUUCCAACUCCACCAAUCCAAAAUGAACCAAUAAACCCGUGUUCACCUUCUCCAUGUGGACCACACAGUCAAUGUCGAGAAGUCAACUUCCAAGCCGUAUGUUCAUGUUUAUCGAACUAUAUUGGAAGUCCGCCAAAUUGUCGUCCUGAAUGUCUCAUCAGUCAGGAUUGUUCACAAAAUCUUGCAUGCAUAAAUCAACACUGUAUCGAUCCUUGCAUUGGACAAUGUGGUCAAAAUACACAAUGUAAGACUAUCAAACAUCGACCAAUAUGUACAUGUAGCCCUGGAUAUACUGGAGACCCGUUCUCCAGAUGUUAUCUAAUUCCACCGUUACCACCACCACCACAAGAUGAACCAAUACCAACAAAUCCUUGUGUGCCGUCUCCGUGUGGACCAUAUUCUGAGUGUAAAAACUACGGAAAUUAUCCUUCAUGUAGUUGUCAACCACAAUACACGGGAAGUCCGCCAAAUUGUAGACCAGAGUGUACGAUCAAUGCAGAAUGUCCAAGCAAUAAUGCGUGCAUGAAAGAGAAAUGUCGAGAUCCAUGUCCUGGUUCAUGUGGAAUUGGAUCAGUUUGUAACGUAUUGAAUCACGUUCCUAUUUGUCAAUGCCCUGAUGGAUUCACUGGUGAUCCAUUUGUGAGUUGUUAUCUGAAACCCCAAGCUCCUAUUGCUGACGUAGAAACAGACCCAUGUAGUCCAUCCCCGUGUGGUACAAACGCAAUAUGUAAUAAUGGACUUUGUACAUGUCUUCCUGAAUACCACGGAGAUCCAUAUACUGGGUGUAGACCAGAAUGUGUUCUUAACGACGAAUGCUCAAGGGAUAAAGCUUGCAUUCGAAAUAAAUGUAUAAAUCCAUGUCCAGGGACGUGUGGCUACAAUGCCAUAUGUGAAGUAUAUAAUCAUAUACCCAUGUGUCGAUGUCCAGAAGGAUUAGCAGGUGAUGCCUUUACUCAAUGUCAACCAAUAUUACAAGAUCCAAUUAUUAAUCAGCCAUGUAAUCCAUCACCUUGUGGACCCAACAGUCAAUGUAGGGAAAUGAACAAUCAAGCAGUAUGUUCUUGUAUCGUGGGAUAUGUGGGUAGCCCACCAUCGUGUAGACCAGAAUGCACAAUUAAUGCGGAUUGCUAUUUGACCGAAGCUUGUUCAAACCAAAAGUGUAGAAAUCCUUGUAUAGGAACGUGUGGUGUUGGAGCUAAAUGCCAGGUUAUAAAUCAUAAGCCUAUAUGUAGCUGUCCACCAAGCAUGACUGGUGAUCCAUUUGUACGCUGCCAUGCCAUAUUGGCACUUCCUGAACCUGUGAGUAAUCCAUGUAUACCAUCUCCUUGUGGACCUAAUUCACAAUGCCAAGUAAAAGGAGAUACGCCAUCUUGUUCAUGUUUACCUGAAUUUAUCGGAUCGCCUCCAAAUUGCAAACCAGAAUGCAUUAGCAAUAGUGAAUGCUCCUAUAACAAAGCAUGUGUCUAUAUGAAAUGUAAAGAUCCAUGUCCAGGAUCUUGUGGUCAAAAUGCUAUAUGUCAAGUAGUAAGUCAUGUGCCUAGAUGUUCAUGUUUAUCUGGUUAUGUUGGUGAUCCAUUUAUACAAUGUUAUAUUCAACAAGCUGACCCAGUACCCACUGAGUAUUUAUCUCCGUGUGAGCCUUCUCCGUGUGGUACUAAUGCUGUUUGUAAAGAACAAAACGGCGCUGGUUCAUGUAGUUGUCUCCCUGGAUUUGAAGGAAAUCCUUAUGAUGGAUGCAGAUAUGAAUGCACACUGAACACAGACUGCGCAUCUAAUAAAGCAUGUAUUCGAAAUAAGUGCCAAAAUCCUUGUCCUGGAUCUUGUGGACCAAACGCAGAAUGUUUAGUAAUAAAUCACCUUCCUAUGUGCACAUGUUAUAAUGGUUACACAGGAGAUCCUUUCAAAUACUGUAAUUUGAUUCCUCCUCAAAUUGUGCAAUCUGAGCCCUAUGCUCCUUGUGUUCCAUCACCAUGUGGACCUAAUAGUCAAUGUAAAGAAAUAAAUGGACAAGCAGUUUGUUCAUGUCUCCCUACGUAUCAUGGAAGUCCUCCUGGCUGUAGACCUGAAUGUGUAUUGAGUUCUGAAUGCAGUGAUAUUCACGCAUGCGUUAAUCAAAAAUGUGUCAACCCAUGUCCUGGACCGUGUGGUUCAAAUGCUAUUUGCAAAGUUAUAAAACAUAACGCAAUAUGUUCCUGUCAACUCGGGUAUCAAGGCGAUCCAUUCUCCCGUUGUUAUUUAAUUCCACCACCACCGCCACCACAACAAGAUGAAGUUACUUACUUGAACCCGUGUAUUCCAUCUCCAUGUGGUUUAUAUUCAGAAUGUAGAGAUAUUGGUGGUGUACCAUCAUGUUCAUGUUUAUCACAAUAUUUUGGUAGUCCACCAAAUUGUAGACCUGAAUGUGUGAUAAAUAAUGACUGUCGGAGCAAUUUAGCAUGUAUUCGAGAGAAAUGUCAAGACCCAUGUCCAGGAUCUUGUGGUAUUGAUGCAUACUGCAACGUUAUAAAUCACACUCCGAAUUGUGUAUGCCGAGAAGGUUUCAUUGGAGAUCCCUUCACAUCGUGCUAUAUAAAACCAAUACAAAACAUUCCAGAACCUGUUGAAAAAGACCCAUGUUAUCCAUCCCCAUGUGGACCAAACGCAAUAUGUAAUAAUGGCCAAUGUUCAUGUAUUAAUGAAUACUAUGGAGAUCCAUACUCAGGUUGUAGACCAGAAUGUGUAAUUAACAAUGACUGUCCAAGAGACAAGGCUUGUGUUCGUAAUAAAUGCAUGAACCCGUGUAAAGACACCUGUGGUGAAAAUGCUAUAUGUGAUGUUUAUAACCAUAUACCAAUGUGCCGCUGUCCAGAAGGAACAGAAGGAAAUGCAUUUAUUAGAUGCUCGGCAUUACAACAAGCGCCAAUCGAUAUUCAUCCUUGUUAUCCAUCACCAUGUGGACCAAACAGUCACUGUAAAGAAAUAAAUAGUCAAGCUGUAUGCUCUUGUAUCAUUGGAUAUUUGGGAGUUCCACCAUCAUGUCGACCUGAAUGUAUUGUAAACUCAGAUUGUAAUAGUAAUAAAGCUUGUUCUAAUCAAAAAUGCAUUGACCCGUGUAUUGGAGUAUGUGGUGUAAACUCAAAAUGCCAGGUUAUCAACCACAGCCCCAUUUGUAGUUGUGCACCCAGUUUUAUGGGAAACCCAUUUGUUCGAUGUUACCCAAAACCUGCUGAUAUCCCUCAACCUGUUGGAAAUCCUUGUAUUCCAUCGCCUUGUGGACCAAACUCUCAAUGUAAAGUGCAAGGUGAAUCGCCAUCAUGUUCUUGUUUACCUGAAUUUAUUGGCUCACCUCCAAUUUGUAAACCUGAAUGUGUAAGUAAUAGUGAAUGUCCAAUUCACUUAUCCUGCAUAAACAUGAAAUGCAAAAAUCCUUGCAUUGGAGCCUGUGCCCCAAGUGCUGAAUGUAGAGUAAUAAGUCAUACACCAAGAUGUACAUGCCCUGUUGGACAUAUUGGAAACCCGUAUACUGAAUGUACAAUAAUUCAAGCUGAUCCUAUCCCACAAGAAUAUUUAAAUCCUUGUGAGCCAUCUCCGUGUGGCAUAAAUGCCAUUUGUAAAGAACAAAACGGAGCCGGAUCUUGUUCUUGUCUACCUGAAUACUUUGGAAAUCCAUACGAAGGAUGUAAGCCUGAAUGUAUUGUAAAUGCCGAAUGUCAGUCCAACAAAGCAUGUAUUAGUAAUAAAUGUAAAGAUCCAUGCCCUGGAACAUGUGCUCAAAAUGCUGAAUGUCAAGUCAUUAAUCAUUCACCGACAUGCACAUGUUAUAAUGGGUAUACCGGUGACCCAUUCAGAUACUGCCAUAUCAUACCACCACAACAAACUGAAGUACAGCCUAUUUAUCCAUGUACACCAUCUCCUUGUGGACCAAAUAGUCAAUGUCGAGAAAUAAAUCAGCAAGCAGUUUGUUCAUGUUUACCAAACUAUGUAGGAAGUCCUCCCGGAUGUCGCCCAGAAUGUGUAUUGAACGCAGAAUGUUCAGCAAGUCUCGCUUGUAUUAAUCAAAAAUGUAAAAACCCUUGUGAAGAUCGGUGUGCACAAAAUGCCAACUGCAGGGUGUUCAACCAUAGUCCUGUGUGUUCAUGCGCUCCUGGAUAUACUGGAGAUCCAUUUUCACAUUGUCAUGCUAUACCCCCUCCACCACCACCAACGCAAAACGAACCUAUUUAUAUAAACCCAUGCAUACCGUCACCAUGUGGCGCCUAUGCUAUAUGUCAAGACAACGGAGGUACUCCAUCAUGCUCCUGCUUGGCUCAAUACAUUGGAUCACCACCAAACUGUAGACCAGAAUGUAUUAUGCAUUCCGAAUGUCCUAGUAAUGAAGCUUGUAUUAGAGAAAAAUGUCAAGACCCAUGUCCGGGAUCCUGUGGCUGGGGUGCUCAAUGUAAUGUAAUUAACCAUACACCUAUGUGUACUUGUCCAGAGGGAUAUGAAGGAAAUCCGUUUGCGAAGUGUGACAUAAAGCCAGUAAUUCAAGCUCCAGUCUACUCAGAUCCAUGUAAUCCAUCACCUUGUGGUCCAAAUGCUCAAUGUAAUAAUGGCGUAUGCACAUGCUUAAGUGAAUACCAAGGAGAUCCAUACACUGGAUGUAGACCUGAAUGUGUACUAAAUAAUGAUUGUCCACGAAACAAAGCAUGUAUAAAAAAUAAAUGUAUAGAUCCUUGUCCUGGAAUUUGUGGGCAAAAUGCUAUUUGUGAUGUUUAUAAUCAUAUACCGAUGUGUCGUUGUCCAGAAGGAAUGCAAGGCAAUGCUUUUGUUUUUUGUAGUCCAAAACAAAACGAACCUGAGAUAUAUGAGCCAUGUAAACCAUCCCCUUGUGGACCAUUUAGUCAAUGUAGGGAAGUAAAUAAACAAGCAGUAUGUUCGUGUGUCUCGGGAUACACUGGAUUACCACCAUUAUGCCGUCCUGAAUGUAUUUCAAGUUCAGACUGUAGACAAAAUCAAGCAUGUUCCAAUCAAAAAUGUAUAGACCCAUGUCCAGGAACUUGUGGUAUAAAUGCUAAAUGCCAAGUUAUAAGCCACAGUCCUAUAUGUAGCUGUCCAACGGGAUAUACUGGAAAUGCCUUUAUGAAUUGCUAUCAAAUUCCUGCUGAUAUACCAUUAAUAGUGGGCAAUCCAUGUGUCCCAACACCGUGUGGACCUAAUUCACAAUGUCAAGUAAAAGGAGACACACCUUCUUGUUCGUGUUUGCCUGAGUUCAUCGGAUCUCCUCCAAAUUGCAAACCAGAAUGUGUCACUAAUAGUGAAUGUUCCUAUAACAAAGCAUGUAUGAAUAUGAAAUGUAAAGAUCCUUGUCCAGGAUCAUGCGCAGUCAAUGCUAUAUGUCAAGUUUUAAGUCACGCUCCUACUUGUCAUUGUCAACAAGGUUAUGUUGGAAAUCCAUUUACAUUCUGUUCAGUUCAACAAGAUCCUAUACCUCAAGAAUAUAUUAAUCCAUGCGUACCUUCACCAUGUGGUGUGAAUGCAGUAUGUAAAGAACAAAACGGAGCAGGAUCAUGUACUUGCUUACCAGAAUAUAUAGGCAAUCCUUAUGAAAGUUGUAGACCAGAAUGUACAAUUAAUUCUGAUUGCGUUUCCAAUAAAGCAUGUAUGAUGAAUAAGUGUAGAGAUCCGUGUCCAGGAACAUGCGGUCAAAAUGCAGAAUGUCAUGUCAUUAACCAUUUACCAGUCUGUACUUGUUUAAAUGGUUAUAAUGGUGACCCAUUCAAAUAUUGUUCAGUUAUUAUACCACCACAAGAUGCUCCAAUAGAACCAAUAAACCCAUGUUAUCCGUCACCCUGUGGUCCGAAUAGUCAAUGUAAAUCCAUCAAUAACCAAGCAAUAUGUUCAUGUUUACCUACAUUCAUUGGAAGUCCCCCAGGGUGUAGACCAGAAUGUGUAAUGAGUUCAGAAUGUAAAAGUUAUGAAGCGUGUACAAACCAAAAGUGUUCUGACCCAUGCAGUGAUAUUUGUGGAAAAAAUGCUGAUUGCAAAGUCAUAAAUCACAGUCCAAUUUGUACUUGUCGACCUAAAUUCACUGGAGAUCCAUUCACUCACUGUUUCCCAAUACCAUUACCACUGCCUCAAUAUGUGCCUACUGAAUAUGUAAACCCAUGCAUACCAUCACCUUGUGGUCCCUAUUCGCAAUGCUAUGAUAACCAAGGAGUUCCAUCAUGCAGUUGUCUUUCUCAAUACACCGGAAGCCCACCAAAUUGUAGACCAGAAUGUGUUAUGAAUUCAGAAUGCCCAUCUAACAAAGCAUGUAUAAGCGAACAUUGUAGAGAUCCAUGCCCUGGAUCAUGUGGUUACAAUGCUGAAUGUAAUGUCCUGAAUCAUACACCAAUGUGUGUCUGUCCAUACGGCAUGAUUGGUGAUCCUUUUACUAGUUGUUAUUCUAAACCACAAGAAAAUAUUCCAGUUGUACACAGUGAUCCGUGUAAUCCAUCGCCGUGCGGUUAUAAUGCAGAAUGUAAUAAUGGUGUUUGUACUUGCUUAUUAGAAUAUCAAGGAAAUCCUUAUAUGGGAUGUAGACCUGAAUGUGUAAUAAAUAAUGACUGUUCACAAAAAGAAGCUUGUAUAAAAAAUAAAUGUAAAGAUCCUUGUCCUGGAAUUUGUGGACAAAAUGCUAUUUGUGAUGUAUAUAAUCAUAUACCAAUGUGUCGAUGCCCUGACAAAAUGUCUGGAAAUGCUUUCCUUCAAUGCAAGCCAGUUGAAAUUCAAGCUCAAGUUUAUCCAUGCAACCCUUCACCUUGUGGAUCUAAUAGUCAAUGUAGAGAAAUUAAUAAUCACGCUGUAUGUUCAUGUAUAUCAAAUUACAUUGGGUCGCCUCCUUUGUGUAGACCAGAAUGUACUACUAAUUCUGAUUGUAAUCAAAAUGAAGCUUGUAGUAAUCAAAAGUGUAAAGAUCCAUGUCCUGGAACAUGUGGAAUAGGAGCUAAAUGUCAAGUUAUUAACCAUAGUCCAAUAUGCAAUUGUCCAUCAGGAUAUACAGGAAAUUCUUUUGUCCACUGCCAUCCAAUCCAAGCGGCCCCAGUUGAAGUGUUCAAUGAAAACCCUUGCGUACCAUCACCAUGUGGAUUCAAUGCUCAAUGUCAAGACAUUGGAGGUCAACCAUCAUGCUCUUGUUUGCCUCAGUUUAUUGGUUCUCCCCCAAAUUGUAAACCAGAAUGUAUAAUCAAUAGUGAAUGUCCAUAUCACUUAGCAUGUAAAAACAUGAAAUGUCGAGAUCCAUGUCCAGGAACAUGUGGCCAGAAUACAGAAUGCAAAGUUAUUAGUCACGCCCCGCAAUGUUAUUGUUUAUCUGGUUAUACUGGAAAUCCAAUAAUACAAUGCAAUAUACAACAUGCUGAUCCGGCUCUUCAAGAAUAUUUCAAUCCAUGCCAACCAUCACCUUGUGGUUCAAAUGCAGUAUGCAAAGAGCAAAACGGUGCUGGUUCAUGCACGUGUUUACCAGAAUACUUCGGUGAUCCAUAUAGAGGAUGCAUGCCUGAAUGUGUGGUUAAUUCAGACUGCCCACAAAAUGAAGCCUGCAGGAGGAAUAAAUGUGAAAAUCCUUGCCCAGGACUAUGUGGUCAAAACGCAGAAUGUCAGACAAUUAACCAUGUGCCCAUGUGUACAUGUUCCAAUGGAUAUACUGGGGAUCCAUUCAGAUAUUGUUCAUUUAUACCACCACAACAAACUCCAAUUGAACCAACUAAUCCAUGCAGUCCAUCGCCUUGUGGACCAAAUAGCCAAUGCAGAGAACUCAAUGGUCAAGCAAUAUGUUCAUGUCUUCCAGAAUUUAUUGGAAGUCCUCCUAGUUGUCGACCGGAAUGUUUAAUAAGUACUGAAUGUAAUCGUGAUAAAGCAUGUAUAGGACAAAAAUGUAAAGAUCCAUGCCCCGGAAUGUGUGGUCAUAAUGCCAAUUGUCAAACUAUUAACCAUAGUCCUAUUUGUACAUGUACUUCAGGAUACACUGGAAAUCCAUUUUCUCAAUGCUAUCAACUACCAAAGCCUCAAAUACAACAAACUCCACCAGAACCAUUGAAUCCAUGUAUUCCAAAUCCUUGUGGAUCAUAUUCAAUAUGUCAAGACCAAGGAGGUUAUCCAUCGUGUUCCUGUUUAUCUCAGUACAUAGGCACUCCACCAAAUUGUAGACCCGAGUGUGUUAUCAGUGCUGAAUGUCCAAGCAAUAAAGCUUGUAUGAAUGAAAAGUGUAAAGAUCCAUGCCCUGGUUCUUGUGGGGUUGGAGCUAUUUGUACUGUGAACAAUCAUACACCUAAUUGUUACUGUCCAAGUGGAUAUACAGGAGACCCAUUCAAUUCAUGUAUCCUUAAACCACCACAAAACGAUCCAGAAAUACCAAAUAUUGAUCCAUGCUACCCAUCACCAUGUGGUUCAAACGCGAAUUGUAACGAUGGCAAAUGCACUUGCUUACCAGAAUAUCAAGGAGAUCCUUAUGUUGGAUGUAGACCGGAAUGUAUAAUAAACGACGAAUGUCCUAGAAAUAAAGCUUGCAUUAGAAAUAAAUGCAAAGAUCCAUGUCCAGGAACUUGUGCUCAUAAUGCAAUUUGUGAUGUGUAUAACCAUAUUCCAAUGUGUAGAUGCCCCGAAGGAAUGUCUGGAAAUGCAUUUAUAGACUGUCAACCACAGCAAGUUUCUGUGGUACAAGACUAUUGUAAUCCUUCACCGUGUGGUCCAAACAGUAUUUGUCAAGAAAUAAAUCAACAAAGUAUGUGUUCUUGUAUAACUGGAUACAUCGGAUCUCCACCAACUUGUCGUCCAGAAUGCACAGUUAAUUCCGAUUGCAUUUUGAGUAAAGCUUGUAGCAAUCAAAAAUGUCGGGAUCCUUGCCCUGGAACAUGUGGAAUAAGUGCUAAAUGUCAUGUUGUUAAUCAUAAUCCGAUAUGCAGCUGUCCUCCUGGUUUUACAGGCAAUGCAUUUGUGCAAUGCAGUCAAAUACCGAUUAUUGAAGAUGAACCAGUUCGAAACCCAUGUGUUCCUUCGCCUUGUGGUCCAUAUUCACAAUGUCAAGUUCAAGGAACGUCUCCAUCGUGUUCUUGCUUGACUGAAUAUAUUGGAUCACCACCAAAUUGUCGACCUGAAUGUGUUAGUAACAGUGAAUGUUCGUAUAAUUUGGCUUGUAUAAAUAUGAAAUGCAAAGAUCCAUGUCCUGGAUUAUGUGGAGAAAAUGCCUUAUGUCGUGUUAUCAGCCAUUCUCCAAUGUGUUACUGCGUACAUGGUUAUACUGGAAAUCCAAUGGUUCAAUGUGUGGUUCAACAAGAUGCAGUUGUAAUAAGAGAUGAUCCACAUCCUUGCACUCCAUCCCCCUGUGGAGCAAAUGCCCAAUGUAGAGAACAAAAUAAUGCGGGCUCGUGUAGCUGUUUACCUGGAUAUUUUGGAAAUCCGUAUGAAGGUUGUAGACCAGAGUGUAUUGUUAAUACAGAUUGCUCUCCGAGUAAAGCUUGUAUACAAUACAAGUGUCAAAAUCCUUGUCCCGGAAAUUGUGGUUUGAAUGCAGAUUGUCAAGUGAUUUACCAUGUUGCAUCAUGCGUUUGUAAUCCAGGUUACACGGGUAACCCAUACCGAUCCUGUAAUUUUAUAACUCCACAAAUUACUCAAAUGGAACCAAUAUACCCGUGUAUUCCAUCACCAUGUGGUCCGAAUAGUCAAUGCAGAGAAUUAAAUAAUCAAGCUGUAUGUUCUUGUUUGCCAUCCUUUAUCGGAAGUCCACCUAUGUGUCGUCCUGAAUGUACAACUAGUGCAGAAUGCCCAACAAAUUUAGCAUGUGUAAACAAGAAAUGUGUAGAUCCUUGUCCAGGAGUAUGUGGACAAAGUGCUAAUUGCAGAGUUGUAAAUCACAGUCCAUUGUGCAUAUGCAAUUCAGGAUUCACAGGAGAUCCAUUUUCUAUUUGCUAUCCAAUACAAAAUUCUCCAGAACCUCAACCUCAGCCACCGAUAAACCCGUGCAUACCAUCACCAUGUGGUGCCUAUUCACAAUGUCAAAAUUACGGAGGUUCUCCUUCGUGUACAUGUCUCCCAUCGUAUAUAGGAUCUCCACCAAAUUGUAAACCAGAGUGCACAAUUAAUGCUGAUUGUCCAAGUAAUGUGGCGUGUAUUAGAGAGAAAUGUAGAGAUCCGUGUCCAGGUUCUUGUGGAUUGAAUGCCCAUUGCCAAGUGUUAAAUCACAUUCCUAUGUGCAUUUGUCCAGAAGGCUAUUCUGGAGAUCCGUUUAUGAGCUGUUACAUCAAACCAGAACCACCAAUUCAACAAGCCUCGGAUCCUUGUAAUCCUUCUCCAUGUGGAUCAAAUGCUUUGUGCAAUAAUGGCAUUUGUACGUGCAUUUCCGAAUACCAAGGAGAUCCCUAUAGCAUAUGCAGACCAGAAUGUGUCCUUAACAAUGAAUGCCCUCAAAAUAAAGCAUGCAUACGAAAUAAAUGUAUGGAUCCUUGUCCAGGAACCUGUGGUCAAAAUGCGUUGUGUGAUGUUUAUAAUCACAUACCAAUGUGUAGAUGUCCUCAAGGAAUGAAUGGAAAUGCAUUUAUUGAAUGUUUAACAUAUCAAGCUCCAAUUGAAACAAACCCAUGCCAACCAUCUCCAUGUGGUCCCAACAGUCAAUGUAGAGAAGUUAAUGGCUAUUCAAUGUGUUCUUGCCUUAAUGGAUAUUUUGGAACACCACCAUCUUGUCAUCCUGAAUGUUCCAUUGAUUCUGAUUGUAGUCAAAAUAGGGCAUGUUCAAAUCAAAAAUGCCGCGACCCGUGUCCGGGGGCUUGUGGAGAGAAUGCUCAAUGCCACACUAUAAGUCAUAGACCACAUUGUACAUGUCCACCAGGUUUCACCGGAAACGCAUUUUCUAGAUGCUAUGUACAACAAUUACCACCAGAACCAAUACAAAAUCCAUGUGUACCGUCGCCUUGUGGCCCAAAUUCUCAAUGCCAAGUUAAUGGAAAUUCUCCAUCAUGUUCAUGUGAACUUGACUAUAUUGGCUCACCGCCUAACUGUCGACCAGAAUGUAUCAGUAAUAAUGAAUGUGCUUAUCAUCUUGCCUGUAUCAAUAUGAAAUGUAAAGACCCUUGUCCCGGUUCGUGUGCUUCAAAUGCUAUAUGCAAAGUAAUUAGUCACACUCCGAGAUGUAGCUGUCCACCUGGUUAUAAUGGUGAUCCAUUCACACAAUGCAUAAUAAAACAAGCGGAACCAAUUCAAGAAAUAAUAAAUCCUUGUAGACCAUCACCUUGUGGUCCCAAUGCGUUAUGUAAAGAACAAAACAAUGCGGGUUCCUGCAUCUGUCUACCUGAAUAUUAUGGAAAUCCUUACGAAGGAUGUCGACCUGAGUGUAUGGUUAAUACAGACUGUAAUGCUAACAAAGCAUGCAUGUCAAACAAAUGUAAAGACCCAUGCCCAGGAACUUGUGGCAGUAAUGCUAAAUGUCAAACUAUUAACCACAUACCAAUGUGCACUUGUUUACCUGGUUAUGUUGGAGAUCCAUUUAAAUACUGUCAAAUUAUACAACCACAACAAGUUGAAAUUGUACCAAGUUAUCCAUGCAUCCCAUCUCCGUGUGGUCCAAACAGUUUGUGUAAAGAGAAUAACGGACAAGCAAUUUGCUCGUGUUUACCAUCCUAUAUAGGAACUCCGCCUGGAUGUAGACCCGAAUGUGUCACUAACGCUGAAUGUGUGCAAAACAAAGCAUGUAUAAAUCAAAAAUGUGUAGAUCCUUGUCCAGGAACAUGUGGACAAAAUGCGUAUUGCCAAACAAUAAACCAUCAUCCAAUAUGUAAAUGUAUUUCUGGUUACACGGGUAAUCCAUCUACAUACUGUUCCUUAAUACAACCUGUACCUCAAGACACACCUGUUAUUGUUAACCCUUGUUCGCCUUCACCUUGUGGUCCUUACUCGCAAUGUGUAGCAUAUGGCAACUCGCCAUCUUGUUCGUGUUCACCGACAUAUGUUGGUAGUCCACCAAAUUGUAGACCUGAAUGUAUUGUUCAUGCUGAGUGUCCAAGCAAUAUGGCUUGCAUGAGAGAAAAAUGCAGAGAUCCGUGUCCAGGGUCUUGUGGUUUAGGAUCACAGUGCAAUGUGAUUAACCAUGUACCAAUUUGUACAUGCCCAGCUGGUUAUAUAGGGGAUCCAUUUGUCAGCUGUUAUAUAAAACCAAGCCCACCUCCAAAGCCACAAUAUACAGACCCAUGUUAUCCAUCUCCAUGUGGACCAAGUGCUACAUGUAACAAUGGAAUUUGUUCAUGUAUACUCGGUUAUCAAGGUGACCCCUACCGUGGUUGUCGACCGGAAUGUGUUUUAAAUGAAGAUUGUGCUAAAGAUAAAGCAUGUGUGAAAAACAAAUGCGUCAAUCCAUGUGUAGGCACUUGUGGAAACAAUGCAAUUUGUGAAGUUUAUAAUCAUAUACCAAUGUGCCAUUGUCCAUCUGGAAUGACUGGAAAUGCAUUUAUUACAUGUCAUCAAAUAGUGCUGCAGGAACCAGUGAUACAAAAUCCAUGUUCGCCUUCGCCAUGUGGUCCAAAUAGUCAAUGUCGAGAUGUAAACAAUCAACCGAUUUGUACAUGUUUACCUACUUUCUUUGGAUACCCUCCCAAUUGUCGACCUGAAUGUACUGUUAAUUCGGAUUGUUCUAUGAACACUGCUUGUUUAAAUCAGCGUUGUAGAGACCCGUGCCCGGGAACUUGUGGUAUGAGUGCAGAAUGCCAAGUCAUAAAUCAUAAUGCAAUAUGUAGUUGUCCACUACAUUUAACGGGAGAUCCAUUUUCGAAAUGCUACUAUCCGGUUGUAUCAAAACCACAACAAGAUCCGAUUAACCCUUGCGUACCAAGCCCAUGUGGACCUUACUCAGAAUGCCAUGUAACUUUGAACUCUUACACAUGCACAUGUUUACCAAACUACCAAGGAUCACCUCCACAGUGUCGUCCAGAGUGUAUUUCGAAUAGCGAUUGUAGAUAUAAUUUAGCAUGUAUCAAUAUGAAAUGCAAGGAUCCGUGUGUUGGUUCGUGUGGUUUAAAUACUGAAUGUCAUGUAUUUAACCAUAUACCUCAAUGCACUUGUCUUCAAGGAUUUGUUGGAAAUCCUUUCGUAUCAUGUCAUAUUCAUCAAGCACAGCCUGUUCAACCAACACCAACAUCACCAUCGGAUCCUUGUUACCCCUCACCGUGUGGACCUAAUGCUAGAUGUCGUGUUGAAAACCAGAAUGCCAUUUGUGAAUGUUUACCAGAAUAUCAAGGAAAUCCGUACGAGUCUUGUAGACCAGAAUGCCUUGUUAGCUCUGAUUGCACCAUGAACAAGGCUUGUAUUAGAAAUAAAUGCCAAGACCCAUGUCCUGGUACAUGUGGCAUAUCUGCUAUAUGUUUUGUGUCAAAUCAUAUACCAAUAUGUUCAUGCCCAGAAAGUUUAACUGGUGAUCCUUUCCAAAUGUGUCACCCAAUACCAGUUAGAGAUCCAAUUCCAUCUGAUCCAUGUGUUCCGUCACCUUGUGGACCAAAUACUCGUUGCCGCAUAAUGAAUGGCGCUGCUAUCUGUGAGUGUUUACAAGGAUAUGAAGGAUCUCCAUCAACAAGUGGAUGCAGGCCUGAAUGCGUGAUUAGUCCUGAUUGUCCUCGUAAUAGAGCUUGCGUUAACAAUAAAUGUGUCGACCCGUGUAUUGGUGUAUGUGGGUAUGAUGCAAUUUGUCAAACUAUUAACCACAGCCCGGUUUGUUCUUGUCCACCACCCACUAUUGGAGAUCCAUUUGUUGAAUGUAAACAACAACCAGCUUUGCCAAGUGACCCAUGUAACCCGUCCCCGUGCGGUAGCAAUGGUCAGUGUAGAGUAAUCGGAAAAGUUGCAUCUUGUGUUUAUCCGGAAUGUAUUAUUAACCAAGAUUGUCCAAGAGAUAAGGCUUGUUUCACACAGAAAUGCCAAGACCCGUGUCGAGAUGUUUGUGGAUUAAACGCUAUUUGUCAAGUAGUAAAUCACAAUGCUCUAUGCUCAUGUCCACCAGGAUACUAUGGAGAACCUAAACAGCAGUGCAUAAUACAACGAACACCAGAACCUAAGCCAGAAUGUACUACUGAUGGAGAAUGUUCCAACGACAAAGCCUGUAUAAAUUAUGUCUGUAAAGACCCGUGUCAAGAAUCACCAACUACUUGCGCGAGAAAUGCAUUAUGCUAUGUUCAGAAACACAGAUCAGUGUGUGUAUGCAGAGAUGGAAUGACUGGAAAUGCUCAAAUACAAUGUGUAGAAAUUGGUUGUCGUGCUGAUACCGAUUGUCCACCAGAAAAAUCAUGUGUUAAUGGAGAUUGCGUUGACCCAUGUGCUUACACUCAUUGUGGUAUCAACGCACUUUGUCGAACUGAUGGGUACCACAGAGCUAGAUGUUAUUGCCCUCCCGCGUAUGAAGGAGAUCCAUUUGUAGAAUGUAGAAGACCUGAAUGUGUGGUCGAUUCAGACUGUCCGUCAACAUUAGCUUGUAGAAAUCAACAUUGUCAAAGUCCGUGUGAUUGUGCUCCAACUGCGUUAUGUAACGUGGCUAACCAUAUUGCUGCAUGUAGAUGUCCACCGGGUUACAUAGGAAAUCCUCAUACUUCUUGUACUUUAACUCCACUCGCUAUUCCACCUCAGUGCACGAUGGACUCGGACUGUGCUAGUAAGUUGGCCUGUUUCAACGGAGAUUGCAAAAACCCAUGUUAUGAGAUAAAACCAUGUGGGCCAAAUGCUGAGUGUAUUGUAGUAGAUACGUUACCUCAUAGAACUAUGUCAUGUCAGUGUAUUCCAGGCUAUGUUGGCGAUGCCGACAUCCAAUGUAAACUAGGUGCCCCAUCAUCAGUAGGUUGUAUCUCUAAUGACGAUUGCCAACCGACAGAUUUGUGCUUAAACCGUCAAUGUGUUAAUCCAUGCACUGUAUCUAACCCUUGUUCAUCUACUGCAAUGUGCACAAUUAAUAAUCACAAAGCCGUUUGUAAAUGUCCAGACGGCCUUUCUGGUGAUCCAUUCAUCAGUUGUUACAAAGUACCACUGGCUACACCAGAAUGUACAACAGAUUCUGAAUGCCCAAGUUCUAAAAUAUGUGCCAAUCAAUAUUGCCAAGACCCGUGUCAAAUAUCUAAACCAUGUGACACUACUGCUGAAUGUGUUACAAUUAACCAUCGACCAAUUUGUAAUUGUCCAAAUGGAUGGGCAGGAAAUCCUCAAAUUCAGUGUUAUAAACCUGGUUGCAAGACCGAUAGCGAUUGUGUUUAUGAUAAAGCAUGCAUCAACAGCAAUUGUUUGAACCCAUGUUCUACUCAGAGUUGUGGACAUGGAGCUGAUUGUAUUGUACAAGCCCACAAAGCUCAUUGCAUUUGUCCGGCAGGUACACAAGGUUCACCAAUGGUAUCUUGCGUAUCAGUAGUGUGCCAAUAUAAUGAAGACUGUGCAGAUCAUGAAGCAUGCGACAGAUUAAACAGAAGAUGCAGACCUGUCUGUGAACAAGACACUUGUGCUGAGCAGGCAACAUGUUUAGCCCAAGCUCACCAACCAACAUGCACAUGUCUGAAUGGCUUCCAAGGCAAUCCUUACAUUGAAUGCAUUGAAUCAAGAGUACCAUCAAUAACUCCUGAGUGCACAACUGAUUCUGACUGUCCAUCACAACAUGCUUGUGUAAAUCAAAGAUGUCAAAAUCCUUGUACCAUUUCUGUACUCUGUUCGCCAGAUCAAGAGUGCCAUGUUCAAGAUACAGUUCCAUACAGAACAAUUAUGUGUCAAUGUAGAUCAGACACUGUAGCCACUAUAGAUGGCGGCUGCAAACCAAUAGUUUCCAUUACUCCUCAAUGUAAAAGCGAUCAAGAAUGUCCAUUAUCAGAAAGAUGUGUAAAUCAAGGAUGUGUAGAAGCAUGUCGAAUUGACCCAUGUGGUAUAAACGCACAAUGUAUCUCACAAAACCAUCAAGCUGCGUGUACGUGUCCACCAGGAUAUACAGGAAACCCACACACAGAAUGCUCACUUCAACAAUCGAUUCCAAUACUACCACCUUCGCCAGAAUGUACGAAAAACGAUGACUGUGCGUCAGACACAACUUGCGUCAACCAAAGAUGUAUUAGUCCGUGCACUUUAGGAGACAGUUGUGGCCGUGGGUCAUUCUGUCAUUCACAAAACCACCAACCCAUUUGCAGAUGUCCCAACGGUUACACCGGAGACCCUCGCAUAGCGUGCACUCCACCAUCGUCAGUACCAACCGUAGAAUGUGUAUCAAGCACUGAUUGUACUGCAGAAGAAUCGUGUAUCAACAGAAUGUGUGUGAGUCCAUGUAAUUGCGGACCCAACUCGGAUUGCAAAGUUAAUAAUCACUAUCCUAGUUGUAUUUGCAAGCCUGGGUAUUAUGGAAAUCCCCAACAAGGCUGCAUAAAAAUGGGAUGUAUAUCAGACGAUCAAUGUGCUUACGAUAAACAAUGUUACAACGGCGAAUGUGUUCCACCGUGUUUAUUGAGUGAUCCUUGUGCACCAACAGCAAAAUGUUACGGUGACAAUCACCGUGCUGCGUGCCAAUGUCCACCGGGUUACUUCGGCAAUCCGUUUGAUAAAUGUGAAAGAACUGAAUGUACAUACGAUGUAGACUGUCCGUCAGAUCGCAUGUGCUUCGACCAGCAUUGUAUCAAUCCGUGUACAGAACAACACGGCACUCCGUGCGCAUCAAACGCCAUCUGCUCUGUCAGAAACCAUGCCGCGGCGUGUAGAUGUCCAGAAAACUUCCCGAUGGGAGAUCCAAAUACUUACUGUGAACGUUUACCACCACCUUUGUUCGGUGAACCAGAAUGCAAAAUUGACGUGGACUGUGCCAGUCGUCUUGCAUGUAUCAGAGAAAAAUGUGUGAAUCCGUGUCAUGAUAUUAAACCCUGUUCAAAUAGUGCCACGUGUGCUGUCUUGGACAGUGUACCAGUUAGAACAAUGACGUGCACAUGUUCCGAAGGAUGGGUGCUAAACGAAGGUGGAGAAUGCAGACAAGUUGUUGUUUCCUCACCACCGGGAUGUACUACAAACGACGACUGUCCAUCAAACGAAGCAUGCCUUAACCGACAAUGCCGUAAUCCUUGUAAUUGUGGUACAAACGCCCAAUGUUUCGUUCAAAAUCACCAUCCGGUUUGUUCUUGCUUGGAAGGUUAUGAUGGAAAUCCAAACUUUGCUUGCAGAAUAGUGGGAUGUAAGAGGAAUUCCGAAUGUGAAUCCGGCAAGGCCUGUAUCAACGGCCACUGUCUAAAUCCGUGCAUAGUAGAAGAUCCGUGCGGCCCGAACGCCGAAUGUUUCACGGUUGCCAGCCGCCCCGAGUGUCGGUGCAAGAGCGGUUAUCGGGGAAACCCGUAUGACCGGUGCCUGGUGAUCGGCUGUCGCAGCAACAACGACUGUCCCAACGACCGAUCGUGCAUCAACGGCCAGUGUAUAAACCCGUGCGUGUACGAACACCCGUGUUCGUCGCAAGCCGAGUGCAAAGUACAAAAUCAUUUUGCCCUGUGCCGAUGUCCCCCGGGAAUGGCGGGCAACCCGUACGUGGCCUGCAGACAGGAAGUGCAACCAGAGUGCAAGGAAGACGCCGACUGUCCGUCGCUAUUGGCCUGUUUCGACAAUGUGUGUCGUAACCCGUGCACCGCGCUGGAACCGUGCAAACGGCCAGCCGAGUGCGUGGUGAUCGAUUCGCUGCCGGUCAGGACCAUGAUCUGCGAAUGUCCCAGCGGUUACGUGAGCAGCGGCAGCGGUACGUGCAAGAUCACUCCACCGAUGACGGCCGUAGCCUGUACCGCCGACACGCAAUGCCCGUCUGACAGGGCUUGUCUGAACGGCAGAUGCAUAGAUCCGUGCAACUGCGGCCCGAACUCCGAGUGUAGAGUGUGGGACCAUAAGCCGGUAUGCUCUUGUCUGGCCGGAUUCGACGGCAGCCCGGAGAUCGACUGUUCGAGAGCUGGAUGUCGAAGCGAAUCCGACUGUUCUGGUCAGCACACCUGCGUCAACCGUAUCUGCGUGGCUGUGUGCGCCGCGGACGGUAGCAGUUGCGGAACCGCGUCUGAAUGUUAUGGCAUCAACCAUCAAGCCGUGUGCGAAUGUCCGCCCGGAAUGGCCGGAAACCCACAGAUAGCCUGCGUGGUCGCCGGCUGUCGGUCGGACACGGAUUGUCCUAGCGACAAGGCGUGCAUAAACACCAAAUGUAUCGAUCCGUGCACCAGAAAUAAUCCAUGCGUGAAGCCAGCCGAGUGUACGGUGUACAACCACCGCACAGAUUGCGCUUGUCCACCAGGUUACGUUGGGAACGCCGGAACUACUUGCAAACAAAUCGAAGCCGGAUGUCAAAGCGAUUCCGAAUGUCCAUCACAGACGGGUUGCAUUAACAAAUUGUGCGUGAGCCCGUGCGACGUGUCUUCGCCGUGUGGAACCAACUCUAAAUGCAAAGUCCUCGACACCUUCCCGAUAAGAACAAUGACGUGUGAAUGUCUACCGGGUACACAAGGAAAUGCAGCCAUACGAUGUGACGAAGUUUCAAAAUGUCCAAUUGAUAAAGGCUACGUGAGGAAUGAUGAAGGAGAAUGCGUGUGUCCUCCAGGUACAGCCCUGAACCAAGAAGACGAAUGCCGUAGGUGCGUAGUCGAAUUGGGAUACAAGAUCGACGAACGCGGCCAUUGUGUAUGCGCUCUGGACAGAGGAUUGAUCAUUGACGAGAGAGGACGUUGCAUAUGUCCGACCGAACACGGUUACAGUUUGAACAUCUAUGGACAAUGCGUACCGAAAAACACAACACAACUCAGGACGGACUUCCCGAGACCAGACAUGGUAGUCACGUGUCUGUCGGACGGAGUCCAAGUGGAAAUCCAUAUUACAGAAAAAGGAUUUAACGGAGUGCUUUAUGUGAAGGGCCACAGUAAGAACGAACAGUGUAGACGAGUAGUAUCGAUGGCGCAAGACUCGUCACCCAAAACGGAAAUAUUCAAAGUCAACUUUGGAAACUGUGGACUUAUACACAUCAACGGCCAGGCUAGUUUUGUGUUGGUCAUACAGAAACAUCCGAAAUUAGUGACUUACAAAGCUCAAGCCUAUCACAUACGAUGCGUGUACAACACCGGAGAACAGAACGUCACGCUUGGCUUUAACGUGUCCAUGUUGACCACGGCUGGUACGAUAGCGAACACCGGACCACCACCUACGUGUCUGAUGAAGAUCGUCACGCACACCGGACAAGAAAUCGAUUCAGCCGAAAUAGGUGACAACCUAAUGCUACAAGUGGACGUCCAGCCGUCGAGCAUAUACGGAGGAUACGCCAGGAGCUGUGUGGCGAAAACGAUUGAAGAUAAUGUAGAAAACGAGUACAUUGUAACUGACGAGAAUGGGUGCGCGACCGACCCGACGAUAUUCGGCGAGUGGGACUACAACGCGGACACCCAAUCGCUGUUGGCCGGUUUCAACGCGUUUAAAUUCCCAAGUUCCGACAACAUACGAUUCCAGUGUAACAUACGCGUGUGCUUCGGCAAAUGCCAACCGGUGAAUUGCCGUGGCUACAACGCGUUCGGAAGACGCAGAAGACGUGAAAUAUCCAAGAACGACAACGGUCCCGACGACGAUGCACUUGAGUCUGCCCAGCGAGGACAGCUGAGAGAAGAGAUCACCAUCGAGUCGAACGCCAUUUUAACGUUCGAACGCAGGGAAGAACGACUGAUGGAUCCGACUGAAGCUCCAAUCAUUCAGCCCGCCGAGGACAUUUGUGUGUCAGUCAUCGGACUCAUCGUGGCCCUUGUCAUCACCGCCCUGCUAGCGCUGGUGGCCGUGGCCGUGGCUGUUUCGUGUUGGCUGAUGGCCUACAGGAGAACGCCGAACGUCAACGGGCCACUGCCGCAUCCGACCCAAGUGCCGAAUCCAAUGUUCAUGAAUCAUGAUCGGACGUCUUCCGAACCGUCUCCGGAUUACCUGACAUGAUAAAAACAACGAAGACUAAGACGACGACGAUUUUUGUUUUUCCGUCGUCGUUUACGCCACUACCUAUAUAACUUCUAUUAUUUUAUAAAAAAAAAAAUGUCUCACCUUACCACCCCCUCCCCAACAUAACAGUCGGGUAGUAAGUGCCUAACACAUUUUAUUAUUAUAUUAUUAUUAUUAUUUUAUAAAUACCUAUACACUGUUUUACGACUGUUAAUCGUUUGCCAUGUUUUGCGCUCGACAAAAGUCUCACGGGCCUUUAAUUAGCUGCAGACACUCGCCGUUCAAAAUAUUAAUAAUAAACAUCAUACAUUUAAUAAUUAGUACACAUCGUAAUGAUGACAUAAUAUUAUAAACUUUGGGCUGGGAAAACGUAACGAAAAGGGGAUCUAUCUGUAACGACUAUAUUCGUAACUGUAACGAGACGACGAGUGUUCCCCGAUUAAAGGCCUUUCUGUGAACUAGACGCGAUAUAAUUAGUCAAAACUACUCAAUUAAAACGUAAAUAAUUAUUUCUAACGUACAUAAUAUUAUUAUUCAUGUUUUAAUUGUUGUAUGGACAUCUCUUUCGAACGCUUACACUGCGCGUUUCGUAGCUUAAUUAAAUAGGUAUCUCACGCACAGACACAAGUCAUUAUUAAAAAAAUAUAUAUUAUACAUUUAUUAGAAUAUUCACAAUCCGAUGACGUGUUGUGCGAUACAUUUCUUCGAUUGGGUGACGUUUGGAGUAGUAAGCUUUCGGAAGACUUGUUCACUUUUAGUUUUAAGGUAUAUAUGUGUGUGUAUGUAAUAUAUUAGAAUUAAAUUUGUAAAAUCGUUUAACAUUUUAAUCGAAUGUUGUGUAUGAAAGUGUGAUAUAUGAAUAACUAUUAAUUUAUUAACAAAAUAAAUAAUUAAAAAAAAAAAAUUAACUUCCUAAAUAAACAUUAUUUUCAGUCAUUAGAAAAUCGUUAAAAAUGACUAAUUUUAUAUAUAUAUUACUCCUACUUAAAUCAAAACUGUUAAGUAUUCUUUUCAAGUCAUUAAUUAACAAAUUUAGGCUUUAGAUUAAAUUUAUAUAUUGUAGUACCUAACUAGCUGUAAGUACCAUUUAAGAUUGUCUUUUAUUGAAUUAAAAUACUAUAACAUUUUAACUAAAUAUUUCAGUAGGUAUUUCAUUUAAAAAAAAACAUCGUAAUAUGUAACAGUUAUUUUUUUUUAGAAAUUUAAAAUUAGAUAUUUAGAAUACAAUACUGUGUGAUAAUUAUGAAAAUAAUAAUUAAACGAAUAUUAUGCUUUUUUAAAA